This is a messenger RNA of Podarcis lilfordi (Lilford's wall lizard), 50981 nucleotides long. The record is from the annotation of a GenBank genome assembly. Lineage: Eukaryota; Metazoa; Chordata; Lepidosauria; Squamata; Lacertidae.
GUAAAUAUACUGUACCCCCCUGUCUCUCUCUCUCGCUCAUCUAUCUAUCUAUCUAUCUAUCUAUCUAUCUAUCUAUCUAUCUAUCUAUCUCUGGCCUUUGGGACUCUCUCAAGCCACACUCCCUCCUCAGCCACAUCCACUGUCCCCAGGCCACACACCUUAGCCUGCUUCGCACCCUUCCCUGAAUGCUUUUCCCUGGUCCUUGAAUGAGUCCUUGAACUCUGAUUCUGCUUUUCACCUGCCUGAGUUGGGGGACAGAGAGUGGUUCACAGAUAUGUGUAGAAAUGAGCCCAGCAUACAAAGGUAAAAAUUAGCACUCGCUGAUCUUCCCGCGUUUGGCCUGGCCUACAUCAAACGUUUGCCCGGAAGGGAAUAAUACGGCCUUUGGGCUGAAAAACAUCAACCCCACCCCCCGCAAUUAUAUUAAGAAGAGCAGGAGUUAACCAACAUUUUUUGUAAAAUAGACAAAGGUUUUUGUUGUUGUGUUUAUUCUGCAAAGAAUACUUGUCAGCCUGAAUUAUGCUGACAUUUAUCUUUUGCCCCUCCCUCCCUCCCACCUUGUCCCAUUAAUAAUAAUAAUAAUAAUAAUAAUAAUAAUAAUAAUAAUAAUUUUUUAUUUAUACCCCGCCCUUCCUGGUUCAAAAACCGGGCUCAGGGUGGCUAACAACAAAUUUAAAACACUUAAUUAUAAAAGCAGCAUAAAAUACAGUAUAAAAACAUGAAUAACAAUGAAAUUCAAAAAUCAAAAAUCAAUUAGAUAAUCCCCAGGGUUAGCUGGCUGAAUUGGUCCUGUAGCCUUUCAGGCCUUUCCCAUGGGUAGGAUGAGCAUUGCUCCCGGGGAAGGGAGGAAGGAGUCAAACAGACAACGAGGGCUUAAUUCAGAGAAAGAGUCUUUAUUCCUGCUAGCCGGAGUAGCAGAAAGGAACCUGUGUUCACAAGCAAGUUCACCUGAAAGCAUUUUACAUUCAGUUUAUAUCCCUUUUUUCAGGCCCUUUUCCUUCCCUCCCCUUUCCCAGGGAUCCAGCCUCACGAGUUUGCACAGGUAUGUUGGCAGAAACAAUCUCCAUUUAUGAUGAAUAGAAUUGUUUCUAUCUGGUUCUCCUGGCGCCAUUCCCGGGGUCUGUGCGCCAGCGCUGAGAAGGUUGCAAAGUUGGAUAUGCUGCUGGCAAGACCAACUGAAAGCCUGGGAAACAGAAAGCUUCGUUCUCUCAGCUUCUUUUUGUUACAGCAUAGCAAAUGCUUUUUAGCUACUGAAUCCUCAAAGAAAGUAAUUGGGAAGUCUUGAGGCCUAGUUGAAGUUUUGAGGCCUAGGUGGGGUGACUUCACAGUCAGGUUUGGGGAAACCCUCCCUUCAGUCCUACUUGGGCCAGCGAGGAGACCAGGGGAGAAUUAGCUGUGGGGUCUCAGAGCGGGUGAUCUUCAUAAAAGGGGAGGGGGAGGGAAGAGAAGGGAAAUAAAAGUUCAGGCUGAAUUCAAAUUAAAGGCCAGGUGGAAUAGGUCUGUCUUACAGGCCCGACGGAAGGAGGUUAAAUCCUGAAGGGCCCUGGUUUCAUGGGACAGAGCAUUCCACCAGGUCGGAGCCAUCACUGAGAAGGCCCUGGCCCUGGUGGAGGAUGGUCUGACUUCCUUAGGGCCCGGGACCUCUAAACUAUGGUUAUUCAUGGACCUUACGGUCCUCUGCGGGGCAUACCAGGAGAGGCGGUCCCGUAGAUACGAGGGCCCUAAGCCACAAAGGGCUUUAAAGGUCAAGACCAUUGUUUUCUCCCCCACCCCCAGAAUUCAUAUGGUCAUCCUCCAGGGCAGCAAUCUUUUUUAAAAAAUAUUUUUUAAUGAAUUUCAGCACCAUGAAGAUUUCAAUAUUGACUGAGGGUGGCUGAGGGGGAGGCAGUGGGCAGAGGCCAGCCCCAUGUUGCUUUUUUGGGUGGGGAGCCACUUCAUCCCUCCCAGCAGAGACACCGUGGCUCAGGCUCACUGCAGGCCCAGUGCCACUCGCAGGGUCAACACAUGCCAGUUGCGCCCUUCUCAGCUGCCCUCUGGCAUGGGGUGGUGGGGGACCCAGCAGCUCAGCGCCCUGCAAGCACAGCCCCAGGCCGGGCUACUUUGGGGAGUGGGAUGCCGUGCUCUGAAGUGCCUUGACUUGGGUGUCACCUUGGGCUCCAGCAUGCUGCCCCCAAGGUAAGUGCCGCCCAGUGCACCCCGCCCCCCCCAGCUAUGUGACUGCCCCCACUUCAACCCUGAACAAUUUUUUCAAUUGUUUAUUUUUCUUUAUUGAAAGUUCAAAAAGUACAUAAUUAUAUGUACACUAAACAUAAAGGGAAAGGGAAAGGGACCCCUGACCGUUAGGUCCAGUCACGAACAACUCUGGGGUUGCGGCGCUCAUCUCGCUCUAUAGGACGAGGGAGCCGGCGUUUGUCCACAGACAGCUUCCGGGUCAUGUGGCCAGCAUGACUAAGCCGCUUCUGGCGAACCAGAGCAGCGCACGUAAACGCCGUUUACCUUCCUGCUGGAGCAGUACCUAUUUAUCUACUUGCACUUUGAUGUGCUUUCGAACUGCUAGGUUGGCAGGAGCAGGGACUGAGCAGCGGGAGCUCAACCCAUCGCAGGGAUUCGAACCACCGACCUUCCGAUUGGCAAGCCCUAGGCUCACUGGUUUAUUUUCUUUCCAAUUUUUUUUAUUGAUUUUCCACAUUUAUCACAAAAUGACAUAACAAAGAAACACAAAACACACAACAAAGAAAAACACAUUACAAUACAAUAAAAUUAAACAUAAAAAUAAAUUAUUUCUUCUAAUACCUAAUUUUCAUAACAUUGAUAGCUGACUUCCUCGAAUCCCUCUAACUGAAUUUCAUUAUAUCACAUUUAUAACAAUUCUCCAAGUUCAUAUUUCUAAUAAUAUUAACUCCUUUCAUUUACUUAUCUCUUCUCCUUUAUUAAUCUUCUAAUCCUUAAUGUUUACUACCACAUAUCCUUAUUCUACCCCUAGACCUAUUUGUUACUUCCAAGUAGGCUCAGUGGUUUAGACCACAGCGCCACCCGCCACUAAACAUGGUGAGACGUAAAUAAAAGACAGAGAAAGAAAAAGAGAAACAGAACCUGUGUAGAAAGGAAAAUAAAGAGGGGAAGGGGACCCAAAGCUGUAUACUUUACAAGGUUGUUAUUGUAGUCCACCGGAUCUUAGAAUAUACUUGACCCCGUCAUGUUUGUUUAAAAAAGAGCUAUCUAAGGCAUCUAACUGUUGGAGAUGCAACAGGGAUAAUGCUUCUCUAAAACACAUGUGUGGUUUUUUUCCAUUGUCCUAUAUUGAAAUAUUUUUGGUAGAGGGUAACUGAAACUAUCAACAGAACUGCAAGGAACGACUUUACAUUUACAGAGCAAAAUAUCCUUUUGAAUUAUAUUCCCAGCACAUGGAACCUUACAAAAGGACAAUAUGAGUGGACUCUCUGUGCCCUUUCCACAGCAAAAAGACUGAUACUGAUGAAUUGGAAAAAAUAAAAAUGCGUCUCCCUUCUAUGAUUGGACUGAAGACUUAUACAAACUCAAAAUAUACAAACAACUUGCAUAUAAACGCAGACUUGCCAUGGAGAAAUUCAAUGAUAUUUGGAAUCCAUUCUUACAAAUACUGUAAUAGGUUAACCCUGAACAUUUUUUAAAAUAAAAAGAAACAUUGACUCAGGAGAUAGAUCUACAUUUAUUGUUUGUUUGUUUGUUUGUUUGUUUGUUUGUUUGUUUAUCCCCAGAUGGCUGAGUCUAAAAAUCACUAGGAUUGAGGAGGCAUCAAAGGAAGGCUCUAUCUUACCUUAAUUCUCUGCUUUGAAUCGGAAGCUGAUCUACAGUUGGUUGUCAACAGAUUACUUGGUGAGAUCUAGGAAGAGGAGAAAAUGAUGUGUGACUUAUGACAGAUCUUCAGCCUUGACAAUUGAAGGAGCAUUGCCAUAGGCCUCUGCUCUCCUGAGGCUGAACGCCAUUUGGCUUAGCCAAUACGCAGCACAGCAUUGCGGGAAGCCAGCAAAUCGCCACUGCUUGUAUCCCUACUGGCCUCAAAGUUCGUAAGUCUUGUGAGAACUGGGAAGAAGGGAAGGAAGUCUACUCAAUACCAACCUAAAAUUGCAGCAAGGAGGUUCUCUCUUUCUUUCUUUGCUGCAUUUCAAACCACAUUGGCGCCUUGUUGUACACAUCAGCACAGUUUGAUGUGUAUACAAGGGCAUAUUCACAGUAAUGGUGCAUUUCACAGCUCCCCCCCCACCAGCUGUUCACAUCAGCAUGGCUUCAUUAGUGUCAGAUUCAUUUCUUUCGGCCUACACACCAGGAGGCAUUAAUGGGGAUUUCUUCCCCACUAUGCAAAUAUGUCCUAAUAGUGGUACCUCAGGUUACAGACGAUUCAGAUUGCAGACGCUUCGGGUGACAUACGCUUCAGGUUACAGAAUCCGCUAACCCAGAAAUAGUACCUCGGGUUAAGAACUUUACCUCAGGAUGAGAACAGAAAUCGCGUGGCGUCAGCAGGAGGCCCCAUUAGCUAAAGUGGUACCUCAGGUUAAGAACAGGACCUGCGGAACGAAUUAAGUUCUUAACCAGAGGUACCACUGUACUAUAGCUAGAGAUGAACAAGGAAUGGCUUAAGGCAGAGGUUUUGAACUUUUCUAAAUCCAACUGCAGCUCCCCUGUGGGGCUCAGGAGCCCAGUUAUGUCACCCCUUGCCUGCAGGGCCGGUAGUCCCUCACCCCUUUUCAGAUACACUCCCUUGUAGAGGGUUCCCUCAGCUUCCUCUCCUCUGUCCUCUUCUUGGGAGUCCUCUGGGCAGUCACCACUGCUGCCCCGGUCUCUGAGCUGGCCCCCACCCCAAAGAGAAGUGCCUUCUCACACCACCCCACAGGGGGCUGUGAAGAGGAUGCCCCCAGCCUUAGUGGCUCAACAGAGACUGGCCAAAGGUAGACGUGAGGCCAGCAUUUUACCUUGGGAGGCGGCAGCGGCAGCAGUGGGCAUUGCCAGGCCUGCAAAGUGGAAAGGCUCCCCUUCAGCACCGGGCACUCAGCUCCCACAGCAAGCACACAAAAGGCCAGCGUGGCAUCUGCUUGCCUGGCCUCCCACUUGUCUGUCCAUUCCCAACAGCAAGGGCUGGCGGACCGGCUGGCUGGGCUCUCUCACCCACUUGCUUGCUUACUCCAAGACAGCCUCGGCUCCUGGCAACCAGCACCCCCUGGCCAGCCCCAGAGGCACCAUUCUCCUGGGGAGCUUGCAGCCAGGGCUGCUGCAACAAACAGCUGCACAAGCCUUUGGGAGGCAGACCUGCAAGAGGAGGGAGGGAAGGAAAGAGGGACAGAGGCCGAUGUUGCCAGCAGCACCCCGACCAUCAUUCAAGGCACCCGAGGGUGCCAUGGCACAUUGGUUGAAAACCACUGACUCAAGGACUGCAAUUGGUGCUAGUUUGGGAAGCAAUGCAUACAACAGCAGGAUGUCAUAACCAAGGCCGUCUUACCCAUAGGUGCUAGGGGUGCAGGGCACCCGGGCUCUGGGCUCUCAGGGGCACCAGGCUGGGAAGAGCCCGCCCACCGGUCGGAGUGCCGCAGUGGGCUCUUCUGCUGUGGGCGGAUCUGCACCACGAGUUUGGGGGCAACCGAGCCAGCAAGAAGCUGAGGCGGCUGGCCGGCUCCACUCUCCUGUGCACCUGGGACUGGGCAACCGGGGGGGGGCAAUGGGUGGAUUUUUACACCCCGGCGCCGCAUAUGCUUAAGACAGCCCUGGCCAUAACAAAGUACGGGAUACAUAUGCAAUUGGAAUGAUGUUGUGUGAACAUGAAUUAACACUCCCCCCACACUGGAAACACAGUGAGUGGACAUUAAACGGGAGUGUGAACAGAGCCUAAGUCACCUGCUUUAUGUCCACACCAGAGGGCUCACUUUUUCUUCACCCUAAUUUAGAACCAAAUUGUGGUAGGGGUUUUUUUGAGAGGGAGUGGAAGAAUGCAUCAAAGCGCAGUGUUUCACAAGAAACUGCAGGAUAGGUGCGGAAUUUGUAUACACAGCUAACCAAACAAGUUAGUGCUGGAUGCACUGUUGUUGUUGUUUAGUCGUUUAGUCGUGUCCGACUCUUCGUGACCCCACGGACCAGAGCACACCAGGCACUUCUGUCUUCCAUUGCCUCCCGCACUUUGGUCAAACUCAUGCUGGUAGCUUCAAGAACACUGUCCAACCAUCUCGUCCUCUGUCGUCCCUUUCUCCUUGUGCCCUCCAUCUUUCCCAACAUCAGGAUGCAGCCAGAUAUGAGCUGUGGCUUUGUGCUGGUCCCGGGGGGGGGGGGUUACCGUGAGGCGUGGUCAGAGUCUGGUCCUGGGCUGAGGGUCUGGAGACUGUCCACCAAGGGGGAAACAGGGUCCAAAGCAAGAAGCCGGGCGUGGUCGGGAACUCUGGAAAAACAGGUCUGGGUGCUGGCAGAAACAGGUUUCCAACGUCAUUGCUCCCGCAACCUGGGACUGGGCUGACUGGCCUUUAUCUCCUCUGGGGCCUAGGGCGGUCCCGGCCCACAGGUGACUCGCCUCUCCUGGCCUUAAGGCGAGCACUCCUCCUGAGAGAACCUAGUUCCCUCUGCCUCUCUGCCCUGAGCCUCUGCAGCUCAGGAGAGGCUGGAGGGUUACUGGACCCAGAGGCAGCCUCACCUUCUCCUGACAGAGCUGGGAGAGGAGCACCUGCAGGCAAUGGGUCCUCAAUCACCUCCGGAGCCAGAGUGGAUUCAUCUGGUGUCUGCUCCUGAGGAUUCGGCACAGGUGCAGGCCCUUCAGAUUCAAGCCCCUGCCCCGCCUCCCCUGGAGGCGGGGACUCCUGUGCAGGCUGGGAUUCCUCCGGUUCAGCCUCUGAAUCAGAUUCCCAGGCCAUAACAGGCUUAUUCCCAUCCUCUUUCUCUUUCGCCUUUUGGUGUUAUCUGUUGCUAGUAUAGAAAAGGGAGGGAGGUUUGUGCAGUGGAUGCUUGUGGGCUGCAAUUCAUGCUGCUCAAGGUGAGAGUCUGGAUGAGGUGAAGACUGACUGAACCAUGUUAAUAGAGCUGUGGUUUGUUAUUUGGCCUUUCUAAUGGACCUUGGUGUGUGUGUGGGUGGGUGGGUGUUCUGUUCCUCCUCUGGAGUUGAAAACAUCCAGUGAAAAGUGGGUUAUAAUUGCUCCUAAUAAAUGUCUUCUGGGCCAGGCCAGAAUAUAAAGCAGGUUAAGGAACAGCUGGAACUCUUAUCUUUGGACAGUAAAUUACAUUUUAGUCUUGCCAAAGGCCAGGAGUUCUUUCUGCAUUCACACACCCUGCAACCAGAUGAGCAAGAGCCAUUUUCGCAUUUCGAUGACAUGUUCCAGUUAGGCAAAAGAGCUUGAGGAGGGUGUCCUCCCCCCAUCCAGACCUCUUCCUUCUUCAGAGCUUUCUCUGUCGCUUAUGGCAGGGAGGUCCUUGACACUUUGUAUUUAUAUAUUUCGGCUCUUUAUAUAACAAUCACUGGAUUAUUAUUAUUAUUGCCUCCUCUUUUUUCUUCCUCUUCUCUUCUUCCUUCCCCUUCCUCUCCUCCUCCUUUUUCUUCUCCUUUUUCUUCUCUCCCUUUUUCUUCUCCUCUUCCCCCCCUCCUUUCUCUUCCUUCUCCUCCUCCUCUUCUUAUUCUUCCCCCUCUUCUUUUUCUCCUCCUCCUUCCUCCUCCUCCUCCUCCGAUGUAUUAUUCACUCGCCACAUAAGGAAUCUGCAAGUGACUUACAAAACUUUGAAAACUUCAAAAGCAUAAAUCACAACAUAAAAUCAGAAAAAGCACAAUGCAUUGCAACGAAAUCCACACGAUAACCUUUAAAAAAACUGCAAGAACUUCAGCAGCAGAGCAGAAACAAAUGACAGUAAGAUUAUCCGACUCCGUCAAAUGCAUGGGAGAAGAAAUAUGGUUUUGCCUGGCUUGAGGUAGGGAUGGGAGAGGGCAAAGUGGAUUCAGUUCUCAUGUGAGCUCCCUGAUCUGCACUUUCUGAAACAAUUCAUGAACCAAAACACAGACAUAUUUUGGGAAUUUGCACUUUUCUGAAUUUUGCAGUGUCGCUCUUCAGCUGAGUGUUGUGUGCAAAAUUGCAUAGACUUGAGCAAAGUAUGCCUAGAAAUGGAUUACUUUGGGGAAAAUGCAUUACAGAAAAUAACACUGUGCAAAGAGUGUGUCUAUUAUGCAAAACUGCAUAGAUAAAUGUGCGUAUUAGAAGCAAUUCAAACUAAAAUGCUGGUGGAUUUUGAGGACUUUUUUUCCCUUUUUUUUCAAGAAUUGCAAACUGAUGUGAAGAACUGAAGAGUGGACCGGGCCAGACUAAGAGAGAGCGGACAGGACAGAUUUCCCCACCCCUAAAGCCAGGUAGACCUCAUUAUAGAAUCUAUAUCUGUCACACCGAAGUUUAGAAAUGAUUUGGAGUCGAGGGGAACGAAGGAAAGGGAGAGGUGUGAUGCGUCUUAGGGAUAACAAAAGGUUAGAUUCUGUUUUCCCUGCCGAUUAGGUUCUUACUCUUAAAAUAACGAAUUGAUUUUAUUUUAUUUCUAGAAAUCAUUUUUUGUUUUAUUUGUAGAAUAAAAUAAUUUCAUUUCUAGAAAUAACUAGAAAUUACUACCCCAGAUGGCUCCCCUCCCCUAAAAUAAGCCCUUUGCAGGUACCUUUGAGUUUCUCUUCUGAGUGGGAAGGAGGGUCAGACAGAUGCGAUGUGAAGGGUGUGAAGAUUAAGCUCUGUCCUUACUGCUUCUCUGGCGCUGAAAACAGUGAUAAUAAAACACCUUUGGUCCCUUCCCUGAGCAUGGUCUAAGUUUCGAAUUCCCCAAAAUGACGUUCCUGACUGAUAUCCAGCACUUGCGAAACAUCCACACAAGCCUCUGGCAGUCUACCAGUAGGGGAUGUGCAGAUCAAGAGAUGGAGAGAGAGGGACAGAGAGACAGAGCGAGAAGGAGAAGGAGAAGGAGAGAGAGAGAGAGAAAGAGAAGGAGAAGGAGGGAGAAAGAGAAAGAGAAAGAGAGAGAAAGAAAGAGAAGGAGAAGGAGAGAGAGAGAGAGAGAGAAGGAGAAGGAGGAGUUUAAGCAAAGAAGUGGGGUGAAAGUCAAUCAUCUUGAGGAAUUCUUUUUUUAAAUAAUAUUUAUUAUUUUUCCAAAAACUUAAACACUAAAAAGAAGAAAAACAAUACAAUACAACACAUCAAAUUAACAAAACAAGACAAAGACAAUAAGAUAAAUCAAACAAUUUCAUUAUCCCAUCUUUCAUUCACUUAUUUCCACGACCUCCUCACACCUCCCUUUUUGUAUUCCACUUCUGUUAAUUAUUUCAACAAUUCCUUUCCAUCUUCCUCUGUUUUCUAUCCUAUAAUUAUCUUAACUCAUUCUAACCUUAUUUUUUCCUUUAAUGCUCUAUUAACCUAUCUGUACUUAAUUCCUUAUAAUAUUUCUACUAAAGCCAUAUAACUUCAUUCCAACAUUUUUUCUAGCAUUCAUUAAUUUUACAAUAUUUCUGUAGAUAGUCUUUAAACUUUUUCCAAUCUUCUUCCACCGACUCUUCUCCCUGGUCUCGGAUUCUGCCAGUCAUUUCCGCCAGUUCCAUGUAGUCCAUCAGCUUCAUCUGCCAUUCUCAUCUUGAGGAAUUAAGGCCAUUGCAGAGCUAGGAUGUGUGAGUCUACAACUUGCACAGACCUCAUAGCAGUUCCUUCGCUCACAACUGCGCACAGCUACCAGCUGCAUGGGGUGUUAGUGGGGGGUUAGUUCCUCUGGCGGGGGACACAUGCUCAUGCCACGACCCUUCCAGGGAAAAAGCCACUGGUAGUGCUGGGUGGGGGACGGGUGCCCCCCCCAAAAGACAUUACUAAAUACUGCCAUUGCUAUUUCUCUACUUUUCAUUUAAUGCCUUUCAAAAAAGAAAGAGAAAUAUGGCGCCUUUUUGGUAAGGUCGCACUUUGCACGUGGUCAUGUGGUCAUGGCCAGUGCUCCCCCCCCAAUAAAAUGUUUAAGGGUACUCUCAUUUUCCUACUCAUAUUGAAAUACUGCCCCCUCAAUGAGGCCAAACUUAGAUUUGCAAAGUGUUUAGGGGUAUGCGUACCCCUGCGUCCCCCCCACCCCGAGAAAAAGCACUGGUCAUGGCUAAUCUUCUGCCCUCAUUUGCGGAGGCGAAGCUGUUUCCUAGCAAAUGGCACUCUGCAUACAGACGGCAUCUUUUAAUAGGGAAAAAUGGUCCCGGUACUCACCAGGAAGUUGUUAUAGUACCGUAUUUUUCGCUCCAUAAGACACACUUUUUUCCUCCUAAAAAGUAAGGGGAAAUGUCUGUGUGUUUUAUGGAGCGAAUGGUGGUCCCUGGAGCCGAAUAACCCAGGGGCGAAAAGCAGAUCGUGCUUUUUUUUUUUAGAAAGAGGGAAGGGGGUGUUGAAACAGAGCCGCUGAGCAGCUGAUCGGCAAGUGAUUGGGAGGGAGAUAAGGGACUCUAGCGAUAAAGGAGGCUGCCUGGGAGGGGGGAGGUAAAGACAGUGAACUUGCUAGGAGAGGAGACAGGAACACUAAAACAAGCAAUGAGGAGAGAAGUUAGAAGAAAAGGAGGAGCAAAAAACUGCUCCAGCUAAGGAAAACAAGAGGGAAGGGGGUGUUGAAACAAAGCCGCUGAGCAGCUGAUUGGCAAGCGAUCAGGAGGGAGAUAAAGGAUGCUAGCGAUAAAGGAGGCUGCCUGGGAGGUGGGAGGAAAAAGCAGGAUUUUUGCACUGGGUCACCCCAAAUUCACCAUCAGAUCACAUAGCAUGUCCAUGGCUACAGCCUGCACCAAAAAAAUCACACAUCCACUGUUUCGUGGGGCUGCAAAAACGUGGUUACAAAGCACGGCUCCACAUGGAUUCUCAGGAUUUUUGCAUUGGGCUAGCCCAAACUCACCAUCAAAUCACAUGUCUGUGGCCACAGCAUGAACCACAAAAAUCAUACAUCCACUGUUUCUUUCAGAAUAUUUUUUUCCUUGUUUUCCUCCACUAAAAACUAGGUGCGUCUUAUGUUCGGCGCCUUAUGGAGCAAAAAAUACGGUAAGUGCCACACUCUUAACAUUUUUGGGGGAAAGGUACAUGUACUGCGUACCCUUGAGUAACCCCAGAAAAGAAUGUUCAUUAUGCACGCAGUAUGCAUGUUCAAUAUGCAUGCAACCAUCCGCCACAAACUUUGAGGUGACUAGAAAAAGGGCAAAAGCAGUCUUAAAAGGGUGCAGAAAGGGCAAAAAUGGCAUGAAAACAGUGUCUAGCAAUCCCAUGAGCCUUUGCAAGUGCAAUCCCAGGAGCCAUUGCACUGAUGGUUGAGGCCUGUGGAGAGUUGGAGAGAAUUUGAGCAAGGAGGUUUGGAGGGAGCCACGACCACCAUUCAUGCCAGUCCUCUAAGUGCUACUGGUUUUUUAAAAGGUUAUUCUAGGAUUUUUAGAGGUUUAGAGGGUGUUUGCAGGACUUUUCAAUGGGUGUUCCCAAUAUAUGUGAUUUCACUGCCUCGGAACAUGAUCCCCACGUAAAAUGGUCGUCGCCUCUAACUGUGGGGAUAGGAACCACCGCUUUUGAUAGGAAAAUGUAUGUUUUUCUUCCAUACAAGAAAAAGGGAGUUAAGAAGCCUCCGUGGUAUGCAUAGCAAAAGCAAGAGAGUAGGGGCUGGAUUGGAGAAUGCGGGCAUCGAUCCCGCUACCUCUCGCAUGCAAAGCGAGCGCUCUACCAUUUGAGCUAAUUCCCCAGUUGCCUGGUUCCAUUGGCCCAGACAUACACAAAAAGAGGCAGAUCUCAGAAAGGGUGCAGAAAGUGACUGAGGGAGGAUUUGUUGUUGCUCGUGGGUGUGGCCAGGAUUUAUGAUAGGGGGGAGCCCAAAAAGUUUUUGAGCUUUUUUUGGGGGGAGAGAUCGACCCAAAAAAUUGUUGCCCUUUUUUUGGGAGAUCACAGGUAAAAACACCCCCCCCCAAAAGAGGACAUUACAGGGGGCAGGCUUCUGCUGGGGAGGGGUAGAAGCUCAGUCAAUUCAGUAUUUUUGGUGCUUUUCUAUACUUUUUGAGGUACCGUAUUUUUUGCUCCAUAAGACACACCUGACCAUAAGGCACACCUAGUUUUUAGAGGAGGAAAAAAAUAUAUAUAUUCUGAACGAAACAGUGGUUCAAGCUGUGGCCACAGACAUGUGAUCUGAGGGUGAAUUUAGGGUGACCCAAUGCAAAAAUCCUGAGGAUCCAUGUGGAUCCGUGCUUUCUAGCCACGUUUUUGCGCCAUUGCGGCCCCAGGCAACAGUGGGUGCGUGAUCUUUUUAGUGCAGGCUGUAGCCAUGGACAUGCUAUGUGAUCUGAUGGUGAAUUUGGGGUGACCCAAUGUAAAAAUCCUGAGGAUCCAUGGGGUUUUACCUCCCCCCUCCUUUAUCCUUUAUCGCUAGCAUCCCUUAUCUCCCUUACUGAUCAGCUGCUUCCUUUCAACACCCCCUUCCCUCUUGUUUGCCUUAGUGUCUUUUCCUUAGCUGGAGCAGUUUUUUGCUCCUCCUUUUCUUCUAAUUUCUCUCCUCAUUGAUUUGGUCUUCCAAAUGGCAAUUCGGCUCCAGGGACCACACAUUCACUCCAUAAGACGCACAGACAUUUCCCCUUACUUUUUAGGAAGAAAAAAGUGUCUUAUGGAGCGAAAAAUACGGUAUGUUGUUGUUGGCAUCCAUCCAUCUCAGGAGACAAUGAAAAAGUGCGCCAUUGGGAGGGGGCAUCAAGCUGUUGAACGGAUGCAGCGCCUAUUGGAGCUGUAGGGACCAAUACAGGAGAGACAGGCAUCCAGUUGUGCUGACGCAGAUGCACUGUGGCAUUUGUUCUCUCUGCGUUCCUCCCAGCGGUCAUUCCUCUUCUGGCCGCUGCUGUGGAUGCACAACCUGACUGUCUGUCUCCAGGCACUGCAGUCGUCUGCAAGGGAUUCCCAGACGGCGGGGUUGACGUUGACAGCCUUCAUGCCCCGUUGGCAGACGUCUUUGUAACACAGAGUUGGUCUCCUGAUGGGCCUGGUGCUUGAAGCCAGCUCCUUGUACAACACAUCCUUGGGGAGCCUGCCAUCUUCCAUUCUGUGGACAUGACCAAGCCAGCAUAGUUGUCGUCUAAACAGGAGUGUGAACGUGCUGAGAAUGGGGGCUUGGAGGAACACACCUGAAAUAUACUCGGAGUCGAGUGUGAAUUUCAUGUUCUUCAUUCAGCUUGUAGUAGCAAUGAAUGAAACUUUCCCCAAAACAUCUAGUUAUAUAUAUAUAACUCUCUCUCUCUCUAUAUAUAUAUUAUUUACACAAUGGGCGCCACAUGAUUGGCUAAUUCCGGGCUGCUCCUGUAGGCCAAUCAGGUUUGCAGAUUCACUUCCUCCAGAGGCCUGAUUGCCUGCUCCUGCAGGCCAAUCAGGUCGCUGAUUCACUUCCACCUGCAGCUGGAUUGGGUGGCUCCUGCGGACCAAUCAGACUGCUGCAUUCUGAAUCCUAUUGUUCUAGAAUUCAGCUCAGUACAUAACAACACCUUUGUUUGAAACUCUGUUCUGCCAAGUAAUACCCAAAUUCUUCCUGACGUGGCAGCUAUUGAUGCGCCACUCCUGAGGGUGAUAGGUUGCCCAUGACUCACUUCCAUAAAGCAGUGUGCUCACUGAUAGACCUUCAUCUUGGUAUUGGAGCCCCUGUUGUGUGCAUGUCAAAAAGAAGAGAGCGGAGGCUGGAUUGGAGAAUGCGGGCAUCGAUCCCGCUACCUCUCGCAUGCAAAGCGAGCGCUCUACCAUUUGAGCUAAUUCCCCAGUUGCCUGGCUCCAUUGGCCCAGAAAUACAGAAAAAGAGGCAGAUCUCAGAAAGGGAUCCAGAAAGGGACUGAGGGAGGAUUUGUUGUUGCUCAUGGGCGUGGCCAGGAUUUAUGAUAUGGGGCAGCCCAAAAAGUUUUUGAGCUUUUUUUGGGGGGGGAGAUCAUGCCCCAAAAUUUGUUGCCCUUUUUUGAGAGAUCACAGGUGAAAAUCCCCCCAAAAGAGGACAUUACAGGGGGCAGGCUUCUGCUGGGGAGGGACAGAAGCUCAGUUAAUUGAGUAUUUUUAGUGCUUUUCUAUACUUUUUGACAUAUGUUGCUGGUGGCAUCCAUCUGUCUCAGGAGACAAUGGAGAAGCGUGCCAUUGGGUGGGUGGGGGGUGUCAAGCUGUUGAACGGGUGCAGUGACUAUUGGGGCUGUAGGGACCAAAACAGGAGAGACAGGCAUCCAGUUGUGGUGCUGAAGAUGCACCAUGGCGUUCCUUCUCUCUGUGCUCCUCCCAGCAGUCAUUCCUCCUCUGGCCACUGCUGUGGAUGCACAACCUGACUGUCUGUCUCCAGGCAUUGCAGUCGUCUGCAAGGGAUUCCCAGACGGCGGGGUUGGUGUUGCCAGCCUUCAUGCCCCGUUUGCAGACGUCUUUGUAACACAGAGUUGGUCUGCCGAUGGGCCUGGUGCUUGAAGCCAGCUCCUCGUACAACACAUCCUUAGGGAUCCUGCCAUCUUCCAUUCUGUGGACAUGACCAAGCCAGUGUAGACGUCGUCUAAACAGGAGUGCGAACGUGCUGGGAAUGGGGCCUUGGAGGAACACACCUGAAAUAUACUCAGAGUCGAGUGUGAAUUUCAUGUUCUUUAUUCAGCUCGUAGUAGCAAUGAAUUAAACUUUCCCCAAAACGUCUAGCUAUAUAUAUAUAUAUAUAUAUAUAUAUAUAUAUAUAAUUUACACAAUGGGCGUCGCAUGAUUGGCUAAUUCCGGGCUGCUCCUGUAGGCCAAUCAGGUUGCAGAUUCACUUCCUCCAGAGGCCUGAUUGGAUGCUCCUACAGGCCAAUCAGGUUGCUGAUUCACUUCAUCCAGGAGCCUGAUUGGCUGCUCCUGCAAGCCAAUCAGGUUGCGGAUUAACUUCCACCUGCAGCUGGAUUGGGUGGCUCCUGCGGACCAAUCAGACUGCUGUAUUCUGGAUCCUAUUGUUCUAGGAUUCAGCUCAGUACAUAGCAACACCUUUGUUUGAAACUCUGUCCUGCCAAGUGAUACCCAAAUUCUUCCUGAUGUGACAGAUGUGGAAGCUAUUGAGGCACCACUCCUGAGGGUGAUAAGUUGCCCAUGACUCACUUUCAUAAAAAAGUGUGCUCAACACGCUCACUGGUAGACCUUCAUCUUGGUAUUGGAGCCCCUGUUGUGUGCAUGUCAAAAAGAAGAGAGCGGAGGCGGGAUUGGAGAAUGUGGGCAUCGAUCCCGCUACCUCUCGCAUGCUAAGCGAGCGCUCUACCAUUUGAGCUAAUUCCCCAGCUGCCUGGCUCCAUUGGGCCAGACAUACAGAAAAAGAGGCAGAUCUCAGAAAAGGGUCCAGAAAGGGAUCCAGGGAAGCUUUGUUGAAUGCCUGGCAAAAGGAAGAGGUCAUGAGGUUUGCUGGAGAAAGCGGGCAUCGAUCCCGCUACCUCUCACAUGCUAAGCGAGCGCUCUACCAUUUGAGCUAAUUCCCCAGUUGCCUGGCUUCAAUGGACCAGACAUACUGAGAAAGAGACAGAUCUCAGAAAGGGAUCCAGAAUGGGAUUCAUAGAGGUUUUGUUGAAAGUAUGGCAAAAGGAAGAGCUUGUGAGCUUAUCUGGAGAAUGUGGGCAUCGAUCCCACUACCUCUCGCAUGCUAAGCGAGCGCUCUACCAUUUGAGCUAAUUCCCCAGCUGCCUGGCUCCAUUGGCCCAGAAAUACAGAAAAAGAGGCAGAUCUCAGAAAGGGAUCUAGAAAAUGUAUCAGGAAAGCUUUGUUGAAUGUCUGGCAAAAGGAACAGGGCAGAGGCUCAGCUGGGGAAUUCAGGAUUCGAUCCUUCUACCUCUCGCGUGCAAAGUGAUCGCUCUACCAUUUGAGCUAAUUCCCCAGCUGCCUGGCAGACCUUUUCCUGUGCCUGCUUAUGACCCAGAUGCCUGAGCGCGGAUCUUUCUCUCACCUCUCCAGGGAGUGAUGGGACUCCAAAAGUGCUUCUCUAUUUGUAAAACCUUGCCAUUGGGAGAAGAGAGGGCGAGACUCUGCAAAAUCUUCUCGGGGGGGGGGAGGAGUGGGACCGUUUGCAGAGCUGGCUCAUCGCCUGCAGGCCGGCUCUGGGUGCCAUGCGAUGUUGAAAUAGUGAUGGCAAGGGAUGACACCCCAAAGUGCAAGCAAAGAGUUAAACUUUUAAAGCUGCAGGUGGGUGUAGUCUGAGAGGUCCCUCAGGAUGCAGAGCUAUCAGGUUUGCGGUCUGAGAGGGCUCAUGGACUCAAUUUUUCUCCUGUAUGGCCAGGUGUGUCUUUGGUCCACUGAGGCUGCACGGGGUCAGCUCUCACCAUCUUUAAGGUGAUAUACACGGCCACCAAGUCUCUCCUAUUCUUCUGUUUGUGUUGUAUACAGGAAAAUCUACUAGCCUCAUGUUCUGCAGAGCAAAAGGAGGAGGAGAAAUUUAGCUGGGUAUCAGUGCCAAUACCUCUUACAUACUAAGAGACUAUUCUUCUGUUGGAGACAAAACCUGAGCUGUCUGCCAUUGCUGGCUCAUGCAUGACAAAUCCAAGAUGUCACACAGAACAUGUUUCUCUAUCUAUCUAUCUAUGGGAGACAGGAGUCAUUUUCACAAUAACCUUCCAAUCAAAUAAUUACACUGUUUCAUAAUUUGACUUCCCACCCUCACCUCCACAGCAUUUUUACUCAAACUUUUCCACUGCAUUCUAUCUUUAUCUAUUACAAAAAGUUUCUCCAUUACAGUUAUAUUAUCAUUUUUCUUCCGCUGCUUUUAUCUCGAAUCCUGCCCGCAAUUUCAUUUGACUGUAAUAUUUUUUUAAAAAAAUAGUCCACAAAAGGCCUCCAUUCUUCUAUAAAAAGUUCCUUGUUUUGAUCUGUUAAUUUUGCUGUCAGCGUUGCUAUUUCUGCAUAGUCCAUUAGUUUCAAAAGCCACUCUUCCUUUACUGGAACUUUCUCUUCUUCCCAUAUCUGUAAAUACAAUAUUCUAGCUGCUCCAUCCCUAUUACACCAAUAAGGAAACCUUCUGGUCUCUGGGGAAUAGCCCAUUUAAACAUUUUCUUCAUUACACAGAACGUGUUUCAGCCAGGUAUGUAUGGCAAAAGAAAGAGAAGGGAGGCUUGCCUGGAGAAUGCGGGCAUCGAUCCCGCUACCUCUCGCAUGCUAAGCGAGCGCUCUACCAUUUGAGCUAAUUCCCCAGCUGCCUAACAUCACCAGUCUUAGACAUACAAAAAAGAGAGGAGGGAGCAGACUUUAGAAAUGGAUCCAGAAAAAAUGAUCCAGGGAGGUUUCGUAGGCAAAAGGAAAAGAGUAGAAGAUUGGUUAGAGAACGAACGCGUAAGUCCUGCUGCCUCUUGCAUGCAAAACGAGCACUUCACCAUUUGAGCUGAUUGCCCAGCAGAACCAUCCAAAAGUAUCUCCAAGAAAGAGACAGAACUUAGAUGCCGUUGGAGCAGUGGUGGCCAAGGAUGGCACCCCACAGUGCAGGAUAAGGGUUACUUUUUAAGCAGUUUGUGGGUGCAAUGACAGUGGCCACUCAGGGUGCAGAACUAAAUAAUAGUUCUGGUUGCAUUUAGAGGCCUCUGAUGCAAAAUGGACUCGGCUGCUCCAGGCUUCAGGCAGCCAUCCGCAAGGCUCGGAGCGCGGCGGGAACUCCUGCUGCACUCCAAAGGCUUGCUGAUAGCUGCCUGAAGCCCCCGGAGCGCAGCGGGAGUUCCCUGCGCUCUGGGGCUUCAGGCGGCUUCAGCGAAAGCAACGCGAAGCCUCCGGAGCGCGGGGGGAGCUCUCCCUCUGCGCUUUGGAGGAUUCGCGUUGCUAUCGCUGAAGCCAAGGAGCCUGCAUUCGCUCCAUAGGACGCCCACACAUUUCCCCUUCAUUUUUUUAGGGGAAAAAGUGUGUCCUAUAGAGCGAAAAAUACGGUAUGUUAGCUGCAGUUGUGCUCUUCAUUUCUGCCAGGGUCUGGCGUGAUCUGUGUGGUUCACCUUAUCUGCUUGUGACUCAGUAAAGCUUGCCACGUUUUUUUCCUUCCCGGAUGCAGUCUGUUUUAUUCUGCCACUUCUGCAAGCAUGCGGAAAACAACCUAAGGAGGCUGGAAAAGGAACAGGGCAGAAGCUCGGUUGGGGAAUUCAGGAUUCGAUCCUUCUACCUCUCGCAUGCCAAGCGAGUGCUCUACCACUUAAGCUAAUUCCUCAGCUGUCCAGCAGAGCCAGCCCACAGCACAAGAUACAAGAUGAGGCUGUUCUUCUGUUUGAGCUAAUUCCCUGGCUGUCCAGCUUUGCAAUAUCCCUGAAAGUGGGCCCAGGCCAGAGUUUCUGUACAGAAUAUGAUCCGAAGACGCUUUGCUUUAUGCAUGCCAAAAGGGAGAAAUUAGAGUCUUGACUGGAGAAUGCGGGCAUCGAUCCCGCUACCUCUCGCAUGCUAAGCGAGCGCUCUACCAUUUGAGCUAAUUCCCCAGCUGCUCAGGAAAACCACCUCACAGUAUCCUAAGUACAGGCCAGAUCCAAGGUGCAACUGCUCUUAGGUUUGAGUUAAAUUCCCUGGCUGCCCAGGCCCCAUGAUAUCCCAAGAAGGAAGCAGGAGCCUGAAAUGCUGUGGAGAACGUGAGCUGGAAAGGCGUUGCUCUAGGUUCGGCAAAAGCCAAAAAGGAGCAGAAGCUUGCCUGGAGAAUGCGGGCAUCGAUCCCGCUACCUCUCGCAUGCUAAGCGAGCGCUCUACCAUUUGAGCUAAUUCCCCAACCGUGUGGCUUCAGUGGCUCAGACGUACAGAAAGGGAUACGACAAAAGAAAGUGGUUCAGGGAGGCUUCUGUUUUGUCUAAAAGGAGAUAAAGCCAAAAGCAUGCAGAUUAUCUUGGCAGACAAGAUAUUUGGGGCAGACCCAACAAGCAUAAUAACAUGGAAGCUAAACAGGCACGGCAGCAGAUAAGCAAAGAACCAUCAGUAGCUGACACUUCAGCAUUUAUGCAAAAGACAAUAUGCUUGGGCUGAGGAAUUAGGCCAAACUUUGCCCCUCGGUGAUCCUGGCCAGGGAUAGCCUGUGCAUGAGGCGAGGGGAAGCCAUUCAUCUCUGGAACCACCUCCCCUUUCUCCUUUCUUUCUUUCUUUCUUUCUUUCUUUCUUUCUUUGGCAAUCACUCGUAGCCAAGUAAGAUUGUCUUCCAUUGUUUUAACAAUGAGUCCGUAAGUGACUGUGGAGGCCAAUUCUGGAUCCACACGUCCUUCCACAGUGGGGACAUUGGUUUCCGGGCAGGAGCUGAUCACGGUGUGGAUUUGCCAAGCGUGCCUUCCUCCUAGCACGUUUCUCCCUUGAGUCCUGAGUUCGAGUGUCUUCAAAGCCCAUGACACCUUUGGGAAAGGCUGUUCUCCAACUGGAGCGCUCGCAGGCCAGUGUUUACCAGUUGUCAGUGUUUAUACUACAUUUUUUUUAGAUUUGCCUUGAGACGGUCUUUAAAACUCUUUUGUUGACCACCAGCAUUACGCUUUCCAUUUUUAAGUUUGGAAUAGAGUAGUUGCUUUGGAAGACAAUCAUCACAACAUGACCAGUCCAACAAAGUUGAUGUUGAAGAAUCAUUGCUUCAACAUUGGUGAUCUUUGCUUCUUCCAGUACACUGGUAUUAGUUCGCCUGUCUUCCCAAGUGAUGUGUAAAAUUUUUUGGAGAGACCAUUGAUGGAAUCUUUCAAGAAGCUGAAGAUGGCGUUUAUAAGUGGUCCAUGUUUCACAAGCAUAUAGUAAGGUUUGUAGUACAAUAGCUUUGUAAACAAGCAUUUUGGUUUCCCUGUGAAUGUCCUGGUCCUCAAACACUCUGCACUCUGGGAGAAUGGUAACAGGGGCAGGAUCGUGAAAUCUGGAAGCCCCUAGUCACAAACCGGUACAUGGGCGGUGAAUACAGAUUCAGCCGUUCUGACUCAAGGAAUGAGGCAGCUAAGCAGCUCAGCAGCUGUAUCCAUGACUGAGCAGCCCUUUUUAGGAUCCACUCUGCUCACCCCGAAAAGGGGGAGGGGCUAGAAAAGGUGCCCUAAACAUAGUCUGCCUCCCUUUUUCCCUGACUGGAUUACCGUGCCCAGUGGGGUCACCACCUAGCGGUCGUAAAAGACAAAUGAACUUUGGAACAUGGAAUAUACGGACUUUGUCAGAUAACACAGACAGACAGUGUCCUGAACACAGAACUGCCAUCAUUGCAAGAGAGCUGUGACAUUUUAACAUUGAUAUUGCAGCGCUUCAAGAGACUCGAAGAGCAGGCGAGGGACAACUGAAGGAAGAAAAAGGAGGCUACACAUUCUUCUGGAAAGGUCUAUCUGAACAAGAACAUUGAAUACAUGGGGUAGGCUUCGCUAUCAAAAGCGACCUAUUGAGGCUCCUGUCAGAAGUCACCUCCCCACCCUCUUCCUGACCCCACCAUGGCUUCUCCCACUGCUGACACAGCACUCCUACCCUCACUGCUGUGCCCAUGGCACCUUUCCUGUCACCCUCCUGUAGUUGACACAAGAUAAUAUCACCAAGGCAACUAUCUGUAAACAAACAAUAAAGGUCCAUCAAAGUGGCAAAAGUAGUUUCUUUCCCAAAUUGGUUUUUAUCUUACACGCAGUAAAUGAAGAGUUCACUCAGACUGGCACUCAUCCUGGCUGGACUCAAAACAUCUCAGACUGGGUCUCAUCCUGGCUGGACUCAAAACAUCUCAGACGGGCUCUCACCCUGGCUGGACUCAUCACUGCGGUCUUUCUGCAAUUUACGGUGGUGGUGCCUGAGCAGAACGAAUAGCAGGUUUUUCCACCAUGUCCAAUCAGUCCAUGAUGAGAACUGAACUUUGGUCCGUUCCAUUCUCUAAAAAUGCUAACUAGGUUCACCACCUAAAACGAAUCUCCAGAUUGCUAAUGUAAACACUGCCUACUUCUCUAUCUCCUACUUUAACUAAGGAGAUAGUACAAGAAUACUUGGCUAGUUUAGAUGUAUUCAAGUCUCCAGGGCCAGAUGAACUGCAUCCAAGAGUAUUAAAAGAACUGGCAGAUGUGAUCUCAGAACCACUGGCAGUCAUCUUUGAGAAUUCCUGGAGAACAGGCGAAGUCCCGGCAGACUGGAGGAGGGCAAAUGUUGUCCCUAUUUUCAAAAAGGGGAAAAGAGAGGACCCAAAUAAUUACCGCCCAGUCAGUCUGACAUCAAUACCAGGGAAGAUUCUGGAGCAGAUCAUUAAGCAAACAGUCUGUGAGCACCUAGAAAGGAAUGCUGUGAUCACCAAUAGUCAGCAUGGAUUUCUGAAAAAUAAGUCAUGUCAGACUAACCUGAUCUCGUUUUUUGACAGAAUUACAAGCCUGGUAGAUGAAGGGAACGCAGUGGAUGUAGCUUACCUUGAUUUCAGCAAGGCAUUUGACAAGGUGCCCCAUGAUAUUCUUGUAAAGAAGCUGGUAAAAUGCGGUCUUGACUAUGCUACCACUCAGUGGAUUUGUAACUGGCUGACUGACCGAACCCAAAGGGUGCUCAUCAAUGGUUCCUCUUCAUCCUGGAGAAGAGUGACUAGUGGGGUGCCACAGGGUUCUGUCUUGGGCCUGGUCUUAUUCAACAUCUUUAUCAACGACUUGGAUGAUGGACUCAAGGGCAUCCUGAUCAAAUUUGCAGAUGACACCAAAUUGGGAGGGGUGGCUAACACCCCAGAGGACUGGAUCACACUUCAAAACGACCUUGACAGAUUAGAGAACUGGGCCAAAACAAACAAGAUGAAUUUUAACAGGGAGAAAUGUAAAGUAUUGCACUUGGGCAAAAAAAAUGAGAGGCACAAAUACAAGAUGGGUGGCACCUGGCUUGAGAGCAGUACAUGUGAAAAGGAUCUAGGAGUCUUGGUUGACCACAAACUUGACAUGAGCCAACAGUGUGACGCGGCAGCUAAAAAAGCCAAUGCAAUUCUGGGCUGCAUCAAUAGGAGUAUAGCAUCUAGAUCAAGGGAAGUAAUAGUGCCACUGUCUUCUGCUCUGGUCAGACCUCACCUGGAGUACUGUGUCCAGUUCUGGGCACCACAGUUCAAGAAGGACACUGACAAACUGGAACGUGUCCAGAGGAGGGCAACCAAAAUGGUCAAAGGCCUGGAAACGAUGCCUUAUGAGGAACGGCUAAGGGAGCUGGGCAUGUUUAGCCUGGAGAAGAGGAGGUUAAGGGGUGAUAUGAUAGCCAUGUUCAAAUAUAUCAAAGGAUGUCACAUAGAGAAGGGAGAAAGGUUGUUUUCUGCUGCUCCAGAGAAGCGGACACGGAGCAAUGGAUCCAAACUACAAGAAAGAAGAUUCCACCUAAACAUUAGGAAGAACUUCCUGACAGUAAGAGCUGUUUGACAGUGGAAUUUGCUGCCAAGGAGUGUGGUGGAGUCUCCUUCUUUGGAGGUCUUUAAGCAGAGGCUUGACAACCAUAUGUCAGGAGUGCUCUGAUGGUGUUUCCUGCUUGGCAGGGGGUUGGACUUGAUGGCCCUUGUGGUCUCUUCCAACUCUAUGAUUCUAUGAUUCUAUGAUUCUCUGCAUUUCUGUUUUCUACCUACCAAGGAACCCAACUGGAAUUUAUGUUCCCAGAGACAGGGGUUUCACACAUUCCAAUUUCCAUCUUGCCAUCAGUCUCAGGUGCAACUUGAAGACUGCAUUGUGCCUAACAGAGUCUCAUUGAAAUGCCUGCUACCUCCACCAACAUAGCAUUGAAAAUUCUUGUAAAGUGUCCAUGCAACUUGAGUCAGUGGAGUGUUCACACUCUGUGUACAUCUCUACGGUACUGCCAGUGUGAAGUUACACGUGAAAUGCGCUCUCUGAUAGAGCUUUGGGUGUGCUAUAGACUGGCCCACGUCAAAGCCAAGUGGUUGUGUCUUGAAGCCAGUACAGCCAUACCUUGGUUGUCAAACGGAAUCCAUUCCAGAAAUCAGUUGGACUUCCAAAAAUGUUCAACAACCAAGGUGCGGCUUCCGAUUGGCUGCUAGAGCCUCCUGCACUCAAUCGGAAGCCAUGGAAUGUUUGGCUUCCGAAAAUCCUUCGAAAACUGGAACACUCACUUCCAGUUUUUGAUUGUUCUAGAGCCAAAACAUUUGAGAUCCAAGGUAUGAGUGUACAGUGGUACCUCGGGUUACGAACUUAAUUCUUUCUGGAGGUCUGUUCUUAACCUGAAACUGUUCUUAACCUGAAGCACCACUUUAGCUAAUGGGGCCUCCUGCUGCCGCUGGGCCGCCGGAGCACGAUUUCUGUUCUUAUCCUGAAGCAAAGUUCUUAACCCGAGGUACUAUUUCUGGGUUAGCGGAGUCUGUAACCUGAAGCGUUUGUAACCUGAGGUACCACUGUACUGAAAUAGGUUGUUCACUGCCUUGAGGCGUAAAGAAAUUGAGCAUACCCUACGAUCUGCCACUAGAUGGCAGAAGAAGAUAGUUUUAUCAUGAAGUGAGGACUUCAGAUACUUUUCAGAAAAUCUGUAAAGCAAGGAGUUAAAACUCCAGUGUGCCCAGAAGAGUUUGGGGCCACACAGAGUUUUUUCCGUCCUCAAUAAAGUAGUAAUUUCUCUAGCCCUGGUGAAGCAAACACGUGACCAGUCUCAGCAUUGUGGAGUCCAAUCUAUCAACAUCAAUUUUUGUUGAAAUAUUCUUAAGGCAAGUGUUAUCCAACUCUUUCCAGUACACUUUCCCACCACUUUCCUGUCCGCAAAAAAAAAAGGUUAAAAUUUUGGAGGGAAGAGGGUUUGUUGUGCAAGACCUUCUGAUUAACUAUAACUCUGAAGCCUGAAAUAUGUGAUUGAAACCACCAAAAAAUAAUGGCAGUCUAGAAGUGCCUGUGAUCACUGCAGAUGGUGACAGCAGUCACGAAAUUAAAAGACACCUGCUUCUUGGGAGAAAAGCAAUGACAAGCCUAGACAGCACCUUAAAAAGCAGAGACAUCACCUUGCCGACAAAGGUCCGUAUAGUAAAAGCUAUGAUCUUCCCAGUAGUGAUGUAUGGAAGUGAGAGCUGGACCAUAAAGAAGGCUGAUUGGCGAAGAAUGGAUGCUUUUGAAUUCUGGUGCUGGAGGAGACUCUUGAGAGUCCCAUGGACUGCAAGAAGAUCAAACCUCUCCAUUCUGAAGGAAAUCAGCCCUGAGUGCUCACUGGAAGGACAGAUCCUGAAGCUGAGGCUCCAAUACUUUGGCCACCUCAUGAGAAGAGAAGACUCCCUGGAAAAGACCCUGAUGUUGGGAAAGAUGGAGGGCACAAGGAGAAGGGGACGACAGAGGACGAGAUGGUUGGAUGGUGUUCUUGAAGCUACCAGCAUGAGUUUGACCAAACUGCGGGAGGCAAUGGAAGACAGGAGUGCCUGGCGUGCUCUGGUCCAUGGGGUCAGGAAGAGUCGGACACGACUAAACGACGAAAGAACAACAACAACAGAAGUGCCCGUGAUCUCCUUGGAGUCGCAAGGAUUGAACACGGAAUGAGAAACACCAAUGAUGACUUGCCGUUUCUUUCUGCUGCGAAUCACAAGUGGGGUGUGUGCUUUUGUUUGAUCACUGUGAGAGCAGGUUGUUGGACGAGAUGGUUGUUCGCCUGAUUCAGCAGGACUCUAAUGUUCUAAUGUUUAUUCCCAUUGAGCAGAACUGUGAUUCAGUCUCUGUACCUUCCCCCCCGCAAAAAAAUUGCAUUCCUAAGGCAUCUCUAAUGCCUUCUUGGGGCACAUUCCUUGUGUGUUCCUGAUUCCAGUAGUGUUCUUCUGUUCUGGCCUGACAACUGAAACGGCAGAUAUGCAAACCCGUGAAUCAAACACUGGUUCAUCUGUCAGUCUGGGCCCUUGGCAGGCCGUUUGUGUUUUUAAAAGCAUCAGGUGUACAUUUAAUUUUUCCAAGUGCAAGCCCCUUCCAAGGGGGGGGGGGGGAGACGGUCAUGGUGGCAUCACAGUUAACAGACAAUCAGUGCUGUGCGCAGCUGAUGCCCAUAGUACACUUGCAGAACCAGGUUUCUUUGUCUCAGAACUCAACUCUCGGAAGCAAAGGUACCUUUUGUAGAGGUGAGGAGCCUUUUUCAGCCCUUGUUCAAAUGCAUUCGCUUCUGGGCCCUUUUCUAAAGGCCAUAUGUCAAUGGGAGCCUGGACCAGGGGCAAAAGUAGGCAGAACAAGAAAUGAGGGUUUUACCUUUGUGCAAUAUAUGACUUUCUGGUCUGGUGUUGUUAUCCGAAUCAAUUUUGUGUUGGCGAAAUCUUUGAUCUUCGCGGGUGUUUAUGUACUUUUAUAUUCCUGUAGUAUGGUGUUACGGAAAUUACGGGGAGGAGCACAUCUUUAAAGUUGUUAAAUGUUACAAAUAUUAUUCAUAAAUGUAUCCUUUCGACUUGACAGCUCAGAAAAGUUACCUAGCUUUAAAAAUAAUAUAAAAUCAACUCCUUUGCCAGUGUCCUCCAUUCCAACGCUAUUUUGCCCUUGAAAAAGGGACUCCAGGAAGUGCCCAGAGGUGACAAUUUCUGAGCUGAUUGCUGGCCAAGGAAAGCUUAAUCCCAUCACCAAACUUGCCAAGGGGUCCAGACAUGCAAAGGAAGUUCUAUUGUACUUUGGGUGGUGGGACUUCAGUGGUGUUUGCCUAUGCUAAUCUUAUACCUGGGUCUUGCCCUGACAUGUCUACUUAUGCUAAUCUUGUACCAAGGACUUGUCUGGACAUAUUUGCCAAGGUUAAACUAGUGUAACCCCUUUUGUGACGUGUCAGUGAUGUAGCAAUGAUCUAUCAAUGAUGCUGUACAAACUGUAUUCUGGGAUAUGGUGGGAAAGUUUUAAAAGUCCUUGUCACCCCAUCCUCGAGGUUCAAAAUUCCUCUUUGAACCUGUUGCGCAAUAAACUUUGGUCUACAGCUAUUUGCUCCGGUUGGUAGUGUGAUAGGAAUUUUGAGGUCUUAGAUAUAUGGUAAUGCUCACAACAGAACAUACAUAGAUCAGCACAGGAAGACCAACCUGGAACCAUUUUGAUUCCUAAACUAAGCAAAUGUUUUCUCUACAAGGUCAAAGUGGGAAACCUCCCCAUUGUCUCUUUCCUCACAAAUCCUGUCUUAAGGGCACAUUUAAGAUAUGAAUAGGGUGUGAGCCUGUGACCUGGCCCAGGAACGAAGUAUUUAUCACCAUAAAAGAAUGGCCAGGCUCCCCAGACAAUCCAGUCAAGUAACCUGCCAGACAGGAGAUAAGCAAUGACAGGAGAAAAACAACAUUCAAAUUUCUGUUUUAAGACCGCCUUUUCUGUGAUGUAGGUAUGAUGUAUCUGAGGGGUGGUCUUAGGUUACACCCCUUCUGUGAUGUAUGUAUGAUGUUUCUGGGGGUGGUCUUGAUCUACAAGGUGGCAAUUUCAAAAGUCUUUAUAAGGCCUUGCGCGCCAUUGUUCUGGGUUCCUCCUCCCUCCUUUGUGUGGUGAGUUGAGGACCCUGUUGCAACAGAUCAAUAAAGAUCAGGCUUACUAGCUGCUUUGCUUCUCAAUAUUCUCUGGUUGGCCUCUGUUAUUCUCUCCUACCAAUAGGGAACCAAUGCAAGGACUCUAUAUGGGCUCUUGGAUAGCCCAUAAGGGAAAAGGGCAAUUUUUGUUUACAACAGUAGCUGGACUCCUUCCUUUAUUCCGCAGGAACCCGCGGGCUCUGCCCGACGAGCUGGGUGACCGAGCAGCCUCACACCUAGAUUUUUCCAUAACAAUGGGGAUUAGAGGCAGGACAAUGAAAGCGAACUCUGCAAGCCCUUUUAGCUGCUGACUUAGACUUCAAGCCUGGAAGUGUCAGGAUGAGGAAGAGCAGGGAAAUCGACCCAACCAAGAGCCCCCCACCCCCAGGGAAGGCACAAAGGAGAAGGAUUUCGAGCCUGGUAACUGGUGGAAGGACACUGGCCACAACUCAGAGGAGGGAACAAGCUGGGGAGUGGUAGAAGCAGGGCCCUUGCAGGAUAGUGAAGGGACAAGACAGCAUGAAGGGGUUUCUAGUUUGGGUGAAGGCGCCAACAGCAAUGACAAAGGGGAGGUAGAGCCUGCAGUUCUCACCCAGGACCACUCUGAGGGCUUCUCUGCUGGCAGCUUGCUGGCCCCGUCUCCUCUUAGAACGAGGCAUUUAUUGCAUGAUGCCAAGGCCAGGCAGACACAGAGCGAAUCCCUUGGGGCUUGCCGUAUAGAAGAAGAGCACAGAGGGAGGGGCCGGACACAAAGGGCUAGGGAGUGGAAGAGGAGAGACGCGUCAGCCCAAAGAACUGCUUCAUUAAGGCAGGAUUACUCCUUAGAAGUCUCUGUGUGUUCUUUGUCCUGAUUUCCGUAAUAAAGAAGCUAGCUGCACGUCAACCAAGUGUCCCUCUCUUCCUUCUCUGACCUGCGAACAACCGACUUGCCCUGUCAGCUCCCCUGACAGGAAGGAUAAAUACCCACCUUCUAUGACAGGUUGGUCUGGAGAUCUCAUGUCCUCCCCCCCUUAGCCUUGGUGAGACAAUUGCCUCGGGCGGCAGGAUGGGGACAGCUGGAAACCGUGGCAGGUUCGGCGGCCCCAGUAGCAUGCCAAUCACCACCACCUGCUUCUCUUCAGCCUCCAUUUUGCUCCCUUCAGAGUGCCGGGGCUUCCCUGAGCCAUCUUCCCUGUCGCCUCAGGAAGAGGCAAGGGGGACAGAGCAGGAGAGGAAGAGGCAAUGGCAAGGGGGUAUGCCCCCGGUAUGCCCCACGGAAGACCUUAAGGUCCAUAAAUAGUGGUCCCGGGCCCUAAGGAAGUCAGAUUAGCCUCAACUAGAGCCAGGGCCUUCUCAACACUGGCUCCGGCCUGGUGGAACACUCUGUCUCUUGAGACCAGGGCCCUGCAGGAUCUGAUUUCUUUCCGCAGGGCCUGUAAGACAGAGUUGUUCCGCCUGGCCUUUGGCUUGGAAUCAACUUGAUCCCCUCCCCCUCUUUCCUUUUUCCUUUUUCUUUCUGUGAUGGAACUCCUAUUUCCACCCCAAAAACCUUUUCGAUUUGAGUUCCUACGAAAUGAGGCUGUAUUUUAAUGUUUUAAUGUCGUAUUUUAAUCUCGUUUUUAAGUUGUAUUUCAAUCAAUUGUUUUUAUACCUGGUGUCAGCCGCCCUGAGCCCUGUCUUGGCUGGGGAGGGCGGGGUAUAAAUAAAAUUAUUAUUUUCUGCUUUGCCUCAAGCGGCCAAAUGUCUUGGGCCGGCCCUGCACACCUCUCCUCCUGAAGUGGAUUCGGCCAUUGAAAUUAUAACAAAGAUGCUUCUCAUUCUUAUUUAGGGGGUGGCCGACAGUGCCGUCGUUCCCAUCAAGGCCUUUCAGCAGGCAGGCGGGGAACACCACUGAGUCACCUGUUAAGCCAUUGUAAAAACUUCUUGUAGCGACAGGUGAUACUCCCUGAGACAGAACAAAGGCCUUUUGGAGGGCAGGUAUUGUUUCUAGAAACAUUCACCCAGUUGCAUCAAGGGGAGCACUUGUGACAACCUGGGCUCGGUUACAUCAUUGCUAGAACAACACCACAAACAAACAAAAACAAGCAGCAACAACCCCACAGCUGAGAUAAUAUCUGAAAAUCUCUCCAGAACCUGUGAGUUAAAACUGGAGGGCAAUCCCCCAUAUUUAUUUGCAAAGCUAAAUUUGAAGUUACACAUCAAACAUACCCUCCAACAUUCCUCAGAUGGAAACAGGGACAAUUUUCACUCCCCACCCUGGGAACUCACCCUCCUCGACCCCCCCCCCCAUUUUUUAUUUUUUAUUUUUUGUUUGUGUGUGUGUGUGUCCCUGGUAAAGCAUUUCCUGUCAUAAGAAGGGCGAGUGCCACCACCAAGGGGACACAGCACACAUGUCCUUUGUCAUCCAGAGAAAACCCCUUAAUCCCAUUUCCUCCUCCCCCCCAUUCUUUGGUAGAUUUACCAAGUGACUUGGAAACCACAAUUAAUUUAGAAUGCGGCUGCCAGACUCGUGACUGCCUGGAGCGACUGCCGGGAUCAAAUAACACUGGUUCCCAGUACGUUUCCGAGCACAAUUCAAAGUGUUGGUGCAGACCUUUAAAGCCCUAAACAGCCUUGGCCCAGAAUACCUGAAGGAGCGUCUCCACCCCCGUCAUUCAACCCAGACACUGAGCUCCAGCUCCAAGGGUCUUUUGGCUGUCCCCUAACUGGGAAAUUAUUAAUGUUUGACCCUUUGUGGUGUUUUUAAAUUUUGCUGGAAGCCGCCCAGAGUGGCUGAGGCAACCCAGUCAGAUGGGCAGCAUGUAAAUAAUAAAAGCAAUUAAAAAUAUUAAUAAUAUGCACCUUGUCCUCACGGGGAGAGUAUGUGCAGACCUAGAUGGGCGUUUGGCUUAUUCCAGAAGGCUUUUCUUAUUUCCAUAGAGGUAGGAGUUGUUGUUCUGUUGAAAAUAGGUGUAUGCCAGACUUUUUCAUGGGUCACAUGUCCUGUUCUGCUACGAAAACAGUGGGAAGAAGGUGCUGGACUAGAUGGGUCUAUGGCCUCGAACCAUCCGUCUCAUGCCCUUAAUCCCACCUGCAAAAUAGCAGCAGCCUGGAAGUAGCCAAAGUGUGCUUAAUAGAGCAUUGGUAGUAAGUGUCAGGAGAUCGUGAUUUUGAAGCCCAUCAGCGGACCUUAGAGACUCUGAAAAGAAAAGGAGGGAAGACCCUGUGAAACUAAAGUUAGCCAACAUCUCAGAUGUAGACCGUGGCUACAAAUUGGGUGUGUUAAUAUAUAACUGCAUAAAGUAAGGUAAAGGUAAAGGGACCCCUGACCAUUAGGUCCAGUCGUGACCAACUCUGGGGUUGCUCGCUCUUCUCACUCUAUAGGCCGAGGGAGGCAGUGUACAGCUUCCGGGUCAUGUGGCCAGCAUGACUAAGCUGCAUCUGGCGAACCAGAGCAGUGCACGGAAACGCUGUUUACCUUCCCGCCAGAGUGGUACCUAUUUAUCUACUUGCACUUUGACAUGCUUUUGAACUGCUAGGUUGGCAGGAGCAGGGACCGAGCAAUGGGAGCUCACCCCGUCGCGGAGAUUCGAACCGCCGACCUUCUGAUCGGCAAGUCCUAGGUUCUGUGGUUUAACCCACAGCGCCACCUGCGUUCCUAACUGCACAAAGUAGUGCCUUGCAAAAAAGAAAAGAAAAAAGGAAAGCCCUGUCCAGGAUGGAUUAAGAGAACUGUGGAAAUGCAACACUACAAUGUUAUCCUUCCACAUUUCUGAAUCAUUGAUUCAAUGGAGGGAGAGGCCUGUAGGAACUCCCCAGAACAAAACAAAGGGUUUCCUUCAUUUUUCCAUGGAUCACUGCGAAGGUUCAGGUAGGUAUUCAGAUAUUAGAUACUUAAAGGUAAAGGACCCCUGACAGUUAAGUCCAGUCGUGAACAAGACUGGACUGGUACCUAUUUAUCUACUUGCACUUUGAUGUGCUUUCGAACUGCUACGUUGGCAGGAGCAGGGACCGAGCAAUGAGAGCUCACCCCGUCACUGGGAUUCGAACCACUGACCUUCCAAUCAUAGUGGUUUAGACCACAGCACCACCCGCAUCCCUAUUAGAUACUUAGGCACUUAGAUAUUUCUAAGUACACCCCAUCAGUUCUGUUAAGAAACCGAGUUGGCACGAUGCCAUGUGCCUAGAAAGCUAUUCCAGCAAGGGAGCUUCGACAGAACCGCAGGUGGAAUUCAGGGGUUCAAAAGGCGACACAGAAAUGCGAAUCCCUUGACCAAGGGAUAUUGAUUGGCAUAGCUGGAGUAAAACUUUUUAUUUGCACAGCCAAUGCUCCAGGGAAUAGGUGGAAGAACCGACUGGUUCUUGUUCCCUCAGUUCAUAAUUUUUGCAAUCUUAAAUUUGAUUCUCCACAUUCCUGCAGCAAUUUGUGGGUCUUUUGUGUGUGUGUGUGUGUGUGUGUGUGUGUGUGUGUAAAAGAAAUCCUCACGAAAAUUCACCAACAUUUGACACAAAUUCCUCCCAACACACACACACACACACACACACACAUUUCUAGAUGUGAUUUUGACUGAUGUACACAUUUUUGCCAGCAGUUUUCCCUAACACAAUGCAUUUUGUGUGUGUGUGAUUUUUCUGAAUAAUGCUUUUUGUAGGGUGGGGUCAGGUAACGGGCACUGGGGUUGAGCUUAUGGAAUCAGCGUUGGUGGGCACCUACAAAAAGGUGGGUAAGUGCAAAUUUCAAAGGACAGCUGUGUUUCAGCCUGCAUAUUGUUUCAGAAAAGGUGACUGGUACAUUUGGCUUCAGCUGAGACCUGAAUCAAAUUGCUUACUCACUGAGCUCAGUAAUGAUGGGAGCUGGAGUGUGUCUGGCCUUUAAGACAGUCCUGAGGCCACACCCCUUCCCUAGCCACUCCCCUUCCCCUCUGUCUUUUCACCAUCCUUAGUGUUUCUCCUGGCUGGACUUUGUCCUUUCACUCUGAUCCUGCCUCUUCCUUGCCUGGAUGGAGGUUAGAGAGAAAUCUGGGCAAGCAGAGGUACAGCUAGGCUCCCCUGGGUGCCCCCCUCCUGAAAAAAAUCUCUUCUCCCACUUUGAUCUUGCCAUGACAGUGACGGUGCAUCACGACACACAUAUACAGUACACGCCAGCAGUUAGCCUUCAUACCGCCUUGCCGUUUCUAUUAUUAUCUUAUAUAUUUAUGUAUUAGAUUUAUAUACGGCACUUCGUCGCAAGAUCUCAGGGCAGUUCACAGGAGAAAACACAAGUAGAGAAUUAAAACAAUAAAAAGAAAACAAUAACCCCCCCACCCUUUCUCACAAACACAUUUAAAAGGCUGUAGAAUAUUAAUCAGCCCAAGGCUUGGCUGGGGAGAAAUGUUUUCACUUGGCGGCUAAAGAUAUACAGUGGUACCUCAGGUUACAUACACUUCAGGUUACAUACGCUUCAGGUUACAGACUCCGCUAACCCAGAAAUAGUGCUUCAGGUUAAGAACUUUGCUUCAGGAUGAGAACAGAAAUCGUGCUCCGGUCGCGCGGCAGCAGCGGGAGGCCCCAUUAGCUAAAGUGGUGCUUCAGGUUAAGAACAGACCUCCGGAAUGAAUUAAGUACUUAACCCGAGGUACCACUGUAUAAUGAAGGUGCCAGGCAUUUCACAAAUAGGGCGCCUCUGCAGAAAAGGCCUUAUUCUCCUACUGCUCAGCUCCCAGCUCUUGCCUAAACACACAACCUUACACAGAUCAGGAGCGCCGACUUGCCCCCCCCAAUUGAGGGGGUGUGGCCACGUGAUGCAUCACAUGACGCAGCACGUGAUGCCACCCAGCAUGUGCCAGGCAGGGGCAAGAUGCAUGGAGGGCAAUCUUCACACUUGUUGGUCCUAGCCGCCACCCAGCUCCCAAGCUCCCAGGUGGAUGCUGGGAUGAGCAAAGCAAAGAUCUCGCUCGCCUCAGCUGCUACCUGGCUCCUGGGCUGCUAGGGCUCACGGAGGGCGCCCUAUGGCGGGGUGGUGGUGGUAGCCCCCUAAAUAUUGGGGUGGUGCCCCCUGCCCCAAAGUAUUGGGAGAACUGAUGCCCCUUUUGCCCUCUAUUCCCGACAUCCCGAAACAGAUAGCUGGGAACAGAAUUGUGGGGUGAUUUUUUGAGCACACCACCCUAGUGGAAGGCAGUUUUGCCAACCCCUAGCUACGCCUCUGUGUGCGAGUGCAUGUAGAAACUAGCCUACUAGACAAAGGCAACAUUUUACACUUGUUGCCCUCCCUUCUUUGACCUCUGGUUCCACCCACAAGUGGAAGAUUCAUCCAGGGUGUAAUUCAGCCCUAAGGCCUGAUAAAUAAUCCCUUCUUCUCCUCCUCCUCUUCCUUCUUCUAAAAAGAAAUUUAUAUAUUGGGUUUUUCAGGUUGAAACUUUACAGUCACAUAUAUCCAACAUACAACAUAAAAAGUAGAUUCCAAUAUUAUCAAUAAUAAUAAUUUAUUAUUUAUACCCCGCCCAUCUGGCUGGGCUUCCCCAGCCACUCUGGGCGGCUUCCAACGAAAUAUUAAAAUACAGUAAUGCAUCAAACAUUAAAAGCUUCCCUAAAAAGGGCUGCCUUCAGAUGUCUUCUAAAAGUCUUCCAAGGAAUCUCUUGGACUCCUCCUCCUCCCCUUUGUGGGUCCUACUGUUAAUCGUUCUCUCCUGCAUCUUUUAUAAUAAUCCAGUUCUUUUAUCUCUCCAUUGUAUCCAAAAUUCACCAUUAAACUACAAGCGAUAUUCUGAUCCUACUAAUGGUUUUAACUACAAUGGUCUUUAAGAUAAUUUAUUAAAUUUUCCCCAUUCCUUCUUAAACUUUUGGUCUUCCUGAUUCUGAGCAAUGACCCCUAACCCUCUCUAUACAGAGUCAGCACCCAUGUUGGGCUGGGUGGAGGGAAACCUGGGUUCAUGAAGCUCACGGGGUAACCUUGGACCGUUGGCUUUCUCUUGGCCUCACCUGCCUUCCAGGACUGUUGGGAGAAUAAAGGCAGGGGAGAGCCGUGUCUGCUGCUCUGACUUCCUUGGAUGAAUGCAGAUUCAGAUGGGCUUAACUAGACAGUUUCACUAGGGUCGUGGACCUGCUGCAAUCAGGGCCGGAUUUAGGUUUGAUGAGGCCCUAAGCUACUGAAGGUAAUGGGGCCCUUUAUAUGUCCAGCUCUCCUUUGUCAGCAACAAAUUGUCACUGUUUUCUGUGUUGAAUAUAUGCUAUAUGGUAAUUUAUGGACCUAGUAGGUAUCUAAUACCAGUGAUAUUUUAGGGAGCAGGCCAGCAGGUGGGGCCCAUUACAGUGGUACCUCGGUUUACAAACUUCAUCCGUUCCGGAAGUCUGUUCUUAAACUGAAACCGUUCUUAAACUGAGGUGCGCUUUCCCUAAUGAGGCUUCCUGCCACUGCCACUGCCCUUCCACCGUUUGGAUUCCAUUCUUAGACCGAGGUAAAGUUCUCAAACCAGGAUACUACUUCCUUUUUUGCAGAGUACAUAAAGCGAAUCGUUCGUAAACAGGACUGUUCUUAAACCAAGGUACCACCGAGAGCCAGUGUGGUAUAGUGGUUAAGAGCGAUAGACUUGUAAUCUGGUGAACCAGGUUCGCUUCCCCGCUCCUCCACAUGCAGCUGCUGGGUGACCUUGGGCCAGUCACGCUUCUCUGAAGUCUCUCAGCCCCACUCACCUCACAGAGUGUUUGUUGUGGGGGAGGAAGGGAAAGGAGAAUGUUAGCCGCUUUGAGACUCCUUCGGGUAGUGAUAAAGCGGGAUAUCUAAUCCAAACUCCUCUUCUUCUUCUUCUGCUUACAUCAUAGGAGCCUACACAACACAAAACACUGUUGCUGUAUGUAGGUUUUAUUUUACAGUGGUACCUCUGGUUAUGAACUUGAUUCGUUCCGGAGGUCCAUUCUUAACCUGAAACCGUUCUUAACCUGAGGAACCACUUUAGCUAAUGGGGCCUCCCGCUGCCGCCACAUGAUUUCUGUUCUCAUCCUGAGGUAAAGUUCUUAACCCAAGGUACUACUUCUGGGUUAGCGGAGUCUGUAAUCCGAAGUGUUUGUAACCCGAGGUGUUUGUAACUCAAGGUACCACUGUAUUUGUUUUUUAUCUUAUAUUUUGGAAAUGUACAUCCAGGUUUUGUUUCCUUCAAUUUUUGGGGAGGGCCCCAAAAGCUAUAGCUUGUUUAGCUUAUACCUAAAUCCGGCACUGGCUGCAAUUUUUUGCCUCUUGCAGCAUCGCAACAACUGCCUGCCAAAUACCAAGCAGGUGAUAUGAUUGCACCAGCUGUUGCUCGGUCCGGUGACUGUGACAAUCACAGGAGAGAGGGUGGCUUUGGACACCAUGGAAGGAGAGGGUGGCCAGCUUGUCUUGCUUUGCAGAGGAUGUUCCUCUAAUUUCCAGGACUGGCAGUCCUCCAUUUGAAAGAGGUUCCGUCCAAGGCCAGCUCAUAGAACCCUAAGAAUGAGGCGGGAUUUUUUAGAGUCACCCAAUGAGAUUUUGCCACAUAGCAUGGCAAAUGUUUGCAAUUUUGUGAGGACAAAUUUUUCCCAUAAGAACUGCUUAGAGGUUUUGACAAUAAAAAAUAAUAUACAAAUUUUAAAAGCAAAUUUUUCAAAAUAAGAUUGACGUGCAUUUUAAUAGGCAGCUUUCCAUUUAAAAAUAACGUAUAUUUUGAACUGCUGGUUUUAUGUAUACAGUGGUGCCUCAGGUUAAGUACUUAAUUGGUUCCGGAAGUCCGUUCUUAACCUGAAGCGUUCUUAACCUGAAGCGGACUUUCCCAUUGAAAGUAACAGAAAGUGGAUUGAUCCGUUCCAGAUGCUGAAAAACACCCCCUAAAACAGCAAUUUAACAUGAAUUUUACUGUCUAACGAGACCAUUGAUACAUAAAAUGAAGGCACUAAUCAAUGUACUGUACUAUAAAAUAAAUAAGACAGUAUUUUAGAUGAAAAAAAUUAACAUUUUUUUUUCUUACAUGCACUGAUGAUAGUCAGUUUGGAUGGGGGGCUUUUAUCCAUUUCUGCAGUCACACAAUCAACCAGUAGCUAAACUGAGUUCCACACAGUCACAAAAAUGAAGUCACAAGCCACAGUCACAAAAGCGAAGUCACAAGUCUGUCCAUAAAAUGAAGAACAAGUCACAGUCAAAAAACCAAAAAAGCCACACAAACCAAAAUGCAAAAACAAACCUCCAAAUAUAACUUCUGUGUUGCAUGGGUGCUCGGGACUCAACAGCUGGCAGACUCAACAGGAAGCCUCUGAUUAGCAGCGAGGGACUCAAUUAACAAACGAAACACACCAAAACAGGAAUCAGACGAUGAAAAGUGACCCCUAAAACAGCGGUGUUACAUGAAUUUUACUAUCUAAUGAGGCCAUUGAUCCAUAAAAUGAAAUCAAUAAAACAGUACAAAAUGAGAAUGUGAUUCCCCCCCCCCUUACCUGCGCUGAAGAUAGUCAUUGUUUGGAGGGGGGCUCAGGGUCCUCUUCCACAAUCAUAAUCGGCUUGGCUUCCGGCAUUCGCGGAGACCUCAGAGAGCUCCCGCGGCUGGAGCCCGUGUGUGUGUGUGUGUGUGUGUGUGUACCACAAGAAGGGAGAACACAGCUGGAGUGGGCAGGCACACAAACCAGAAGCUCACAUGAGAUUUACAGUCGUACCUUGGUUCUCAAAUGGAAUCAAUCCAUUCAACUUCCAAAAAUGUUCGAAAACCAAGGCGCAGGAGCUUCCUGCAGCCAAUCGGAAGCUGCGGAAGCUGUGUCGGACAUUCGGCUUCCAAAAAACGUUCGCAAACCGGAACACUCACUUCUGGGUGUGCGGCGUUUGGGAGGCAAAACGUUCGAGUCUCAAGGCAUUCCAGAACCAAGGUACAACUGCAUUUCCAUUUAAAUUAUAAUAAAUGGGCCAGGUCUGAAGCUCAACAUCAAAAAAUCGAAGAUCAUGGCCACUGGUCCCUUCACCUCCUGGCAAAUGGAAGGGGAAGAAAUGGAGGCAGUGAGAAAUUUUACUUUCUUGGGCUCCAUGAUCACUGCAAAUGGUGACAGCAGUCACGAAAUUAAAAGACGCCUGCUCCUUGGGAGAAAAGCAAUGACAAACCUAGAUAGCAUCUUAAAAAGCAGAGACAUCACUUUGCCAACAAAGGUCCGUAUAGUUAAACCUAUGGUUUUCCCAGUAGUGAUGUAUGGAAGUGAGAGCUGGACCAUAAAGAAGGCUGAUCGCCGAAGAAUUGAUGCUUUUGAAUUACGGUGCUGGAGGAGACUCUUGAGUGUCCCAUGGACUGCAAGAAGAUCAAACCUAUCCAUUCUUAAGGAAAUCAGCCCUGAGUGCUCACUGGAAGGACAGAUUGUGAAGCUGAGGCUCCAAUACUUUGGCCACCUCAUGAGAAGAGAAGACUCCCUGGAAAAGGCCCUGAUGCUGGGAAAGAUGGAGGGCACAAGGAGAAGGGGACGACAGAGGAUGAGAUGGUUGGACAGUGUUCUCGAAGCUACCAGCAUGAGUUUGACCAAACUGUGGGAGGCAGUGGAAGACAGGAGUGCCUGGCGUGCUCUGGUCCAGGGGGUCAUGAAGAGUCGGACACAACCAAACGACUAAACAACAACAACAAAAUGGGCCAGGUUCUGCUAAUUGGUCCUAUUGGCGGAAACUCAAAUGAGGGGGUCUGCUAGAGCCACAAGGCUUUCCCCCACAUCUCUCCCCCCCAUGCCCCCCACCUCCCCAAAUUGUCUUGGAGGGGGUCGGCAGAACCCCACCCCCUUCAAAACAGAAUGGGUGGCUGGGAGAAAAGGGGAGAUACUGCCAUCAGGGAAUGCUGAAAUACUCACGCAGGUGAACAUUUCUAGCAACAUGAUGUUAAAUUCCUCCUGGCGCUUCUAAAGUCACAUCUAUAUGUAAAAGGGCUUGCCGAUCAGAAGGUCGGCGGUUCAAAUCCCCGUGACAGGGUGAGCUCCUGUUGCUCGGACCCUGCUCCUGCCAACCUAGCAGUUCGAAAGCACCUCAAAGUGCAAGUAGAUAAAUAGGUACCACUCCGGCGGGAAGGUAAACGGCGUUUCCAUGCGCUGCUCUGGUUCGCCAGUAGCGGCUUAGUCAUGCUGGCCACAUGACCCGGAAGCUGUACGCCGGCUCCCUCGGCCAGUAAAGCGAGAUGAGCGCCGCAACCCCAGAGUCAGCCACGACUGGACCUAAUGGUCAGGGGUCCCUUUACCUUUACCUUUAUUUUUGAUAAAUAAAAACAAAAUGAGGUCCUGGGUACGCAUAUGUUGAUGACUGUUGCAGUUGCCAGCACAUAAAGGCUGCCAUGGGCAGCAAAAAAAAAAAAAAAAAAGGAUUCUGGUACUCUGAACCAGUGAGCACUGCCACAAAAAAGCCCUGUAAAUCAGCACAGGUAAAUUUUACUCAAAUAGUUGUUGUCGUUUUGGUGAAGCAUUUAUUAUUUCCUGGUGACGUAUAACUCUUGGCUGUUGUGAGCCAACUUUUUCUUUUUUAAAAAAAACAAACAAACCCUUACCUGCAUCCCAGGAUUUUCUCCCAUUAUUGGGUGUUCCCUUAUCUCCCCUUUUAAAGCAAGAUGCUUGAGAGAGUGAUCUCUGUCCAAAGCAGGAUUUCCUGAGUGACAGUUUAUCUAACCCCUUUUCAGCCUGGCUCAUAGCCCAGAUUGGGGAUCAAAGCUGUGUUGGUCACUCUUGUCGGCCAUCUUAGCUGGGAGGAAAAGCAAAUGCAGUCCUGUUUUAUCUUCCCGGACCUCUCAGCAACUUUUACCAAUGAUUCCCUUUAUAGCCCACCUUUCCUUCAGUGGUUCUCCCACUCCCCAUUUUAUUCUUACAGCAACACCAUGAAGAUGAAGCUUAAUGCCCGCAGUGGAUGCACAUCUUCCAAGAGUCCCGGGGAGAAAGGGACCUCCAGUUUUUUUACGCGAGAUCUCGGCGGCCAUUUUGGGUGCCUCAAUUUCACACACUGUUCUGCUGCACUCUUGGUCCCCCCCAUAAAAAAAAGUGGGAGCAAGGUGUGGGUCAUGUGACUCGUCUAGGAACACAUCCAGGAAGAUGGGUGUCCCAGUUUUGGGUCAGAAAAAAUCGGACACAAACAAGAUGGAGGUACCGUUGUCAGCAGGGAAAAUUGAUCAGACUGAGAAACUUGGAGGUACCAGGAAAUUCGGCCUUGGGUGUGGAUUUUGCUGGUAAAAUAACGUGAGGAGUUCUCUGCCAAAGGCAGAACAUAAGAAGACCUCUGCCAAAGGCAUACCCUCCAACAUUUCUCCGAUGAAAAUAGGGGUAUCCUAUCCUAUUAUUAUUAUUAUUAUUAUUAUUAUUAUCACAGUGGUACCUUGGUUUUUGAACGUCUCCAUUGACAAACAUUUCGGUUUUCCAACGCCAUAAACCUGGAAGUAAAUGCUUCAUUUUUCGAACACGCUUUGCGGCUUCCGUAUUGAGUUUUCCGUAUUGCAUUGAGGCUUCCAUAUUGAGUCUUCUGUAUUGUAUUAAGGCUUCUGUAUUGAGUUUUCAGUUUUCAACAUCUCACAACUCCAGCGAUCUUCUAGAACAGAUUACGUUUGAAAACCGAGGUACCACUGUAGUAUUAUCAUUAUCAUCAUUAUUAUUAUUAUUAUUCAAUUUAUACUCUGCCCAUCUGACUGGGUUGCCCCAGACAUUCUGGGCAGCUUCCAACAUAUAUAAAAACAUAAUAAAACAUUAAACAUUAACAAACAGGGCUGCCUUCAGAUGUCUUCUAAAGGUUUUAUAGUUAUCUCCUUGGCUUGGGGGCCUCAUAACUCCAUACCCUCCAACAUUUCUCCGAUGAAAAUAGGAAAGUCCUGAGGAAAAGCGGAACGUUCUGGGAUCAAAGCAGAAACUGGGAUGGCCUCUGUAAAUUCAGGACUGUCCCUGGAAAAUGGGGGCACUUGGAGGGUCUGCAAAGGCGCAUCUACUCCAGCAUCCUCUUCUCAUUUUGGCCUCCCAGAUGCCUCUUGGGGCCAUAGCUGUCAACGUUCCCUUUUUUGAAGGGAAAUUCCCUUAUUCCGAAUAGGAUUCCUAUGCUUGGGGCACCUGCAGAAAAUGGCUGCCUCCACUACCACCCUCUGCAAAGAUUUUCAUUUUUCAAACCCACCUCACACACCUGAUGCUUCCUUUUAUGAGGGGGACAGGAUGGCUCUACAAAAAUGUACGGGGGGCAUAUUCAGCCCUGCUGUAGUUCAAACACCCCAAUAGUUUGGGUGUUGCUUGGCUCGGUCGGUAACCUGAGGUGUCUGCCCAGCUGUGGGAGUCACUUGGCUUGGGCAAUAAGAUGUCACAAGCCUUUGUUGCUUUUAGGCCCAAAAUAAUGAGGGUUAUGAGAAGUGGCUAAUUAGUCGUGCCCACAUAAAAAACAAACUGAAAUAGUCACUCCUUUGGCACAAAUUUUAUUCCUCUCAGUUCACAUACAACGCCCUUCACCCAUUUCCCCAAAACUUAGUCUCCUCACAGUCUUCAUGAAGCCCCUCCAUGCUGACUCGAGGGACCCACUCAAGAGGAAUCUCCCUCGAUCCCCAAGUCCAAGCCUUGAGCUCUUCCAGUCUGUGCUUUGGGUCGUUGAGAACAUAUUGACUGGGGCUGAUGGGACUGUGGGCAUACGUUCUGACAUUUUGUGCCCCAAAUCUAGCCUCUUCCCCCUCCACAAGGCCUGCAGAGGCACUCUGGUGUGUCCCGUUGAGAGGGCCAUCGCGCCAUCCCAAUAGUCAAUGGGAUGUGACAGGGCAAAAGGGGCUUCAUCCUGGCAAGUCCCUGGCAAUGUCAGAGCGAUCCCAGAAGGCGCUCUGACACUCGUCAGCAGGAUCGGGCGCAACCCUGCUGACUCGCGCCAGGGUGCCAGUCUUAAACACGGAAUUCUGGGAUCCAAACAGAAGCUUCUUUUUUCUGGGAUGUCCCGGUUAAAAUGAGACAGUUGGGGGGGGGGGCUUAUGGCUGUGGGUGGUCCCAGGUUGGCAAAGGCUAUAAAAAAGUAAAGGGACCCCUGACCAUUAGGUCCAGUCGUGACCGACUCUGGGGUUGCGACGCUCAUCUGGCUUUAUUGGCUGAGGGAGCCGGUGUACAGCUUCCAGGUCAUGUGGCCAGCAUGACUAAGCCGCUUCUGGCGAACCAGAGCAGUGCACGGAAACGCCGUUUACCUUCCCGCUGGAGCGGUGCCUAUUUAUCUACUUGCACUUUGACGUGCUUUCAAACUGCUAGGUUGGCAGGAGCAGGGACCGAGCAACGGGAGCUCACCCCGUUGCAGGGAUUUGAACCGCCGGUCUUCUGAUCAGCAAGUCCUAGGCUCUGUGGUUUAACCCACAGCACCACCCGUGUCCCAAGUAUACUAAGACAUAAAUAAUCUUGUGGGAAUUAUAGGGACAGAACUACCUAAACGGUAUAGAAAUUUAUUUACAUAUGCAACUACAGCGGCAAGAAUGCCUACUCGCCCCGAAAUGGAAAGAAGCAGAAGUCCCAGCAAAGGAAGAAUGGACACAGAAACUUGUGGAAUACGCAGAAAUGGCGAAACUUAACCGGAAGAAUAAGAACUCAAGAUAACAAACUUUUUAAAUAAAAGAAUGGAAAUGGUUUAUUGAAUAUUUGCAGAUAAAUUGCAAACAGAUAAAAACAUCGGCAGGAUUAUUGCAAUAACCUGCAGUUUCACAAGUGUAUAUAUAUAUAUGUAAAGUAGAUAAUAAAAUGAGCAAAUUAAAUGAAUUUGGAUAUGAAGAUAUUUUAAAAAAAUAAAUUUAAAGAACCCCCGAAAGAGGGGGAAGGAAGUCAAGCUUUGAAACGUUAAAAUGAUUGCAAAACUAAUGAAACGUAUAAAUUUGAAAACUAUAAAUAAAAACCAUUUUAAAAGACAUAAAUAAUUCACACCCGUGCAUACUUAAAUCACUGUCCGUACCAAAACUCGAGAUGAGCGUGGAAACUCUGGCAAACCGUGACGGUUUCACAAGACGGGGAGAUGUGUUCUGCGCAUUGUUAAUUAAAAGCAGCUUAAAAUAGCACAGAAGAAAAGCAGAAGUUGUAAAACAAUCCAGAACAUGCCAAAAAAAAAAAAAAAAUUUGCUUGAGGUUGGCAAAAAAAUAUCUCCAAGGCUCAUGUGAUGCACACCUACUGAGGGAGGGUGUCUCAUCACAUGCUUGGCCAUGGCAGAACUCAACACCAAGAUGAAAAGGGUGUGUCUGGUACAAUAAACUAAUCUCCACCCACUGUCAGCUCGAAGACACCGAUGUGACAGAGGACUGCCGCUGCAAUAUAUAGGGCUGUCGUGAUUCAGCUCCAGCCCGUGUAGCAACAGAUCUGUGCCUGGCGUUUUUUGCAGCUCCUCAAGAGGUGUCAUUUUCUACCCGUCUACCUUCCAGUUGCCUCCGUUGUGAAUAUUUCGGGACUAUGGCCGGGAGAGCUGCCGCUGCCUUGCUUCUCACAGCAUCCAUCUUACAAAUAGGUAAGAAGAGAUGGGAGGUGGAACGCCACUUGGACCAGACUUGCACACCCGACCGCAGCUGUCGGCAUAGCUUAUUUCCAGUGAGGGUCUAUGAACUGCAAGGUCGGCAGGUGGCUUAGGCUGUGGUUGUGCACACCUGCGGUAGGGGAACCCCAAAGGCCUCUCUAACUGGUCCCCUUCCCAGACCACAGCUUGGUUCUCACUAACCCUGGUUCUCACUCUCCUGGAGUGGCUGGGCUCCAUCUCUAAGCUCCAAUAAUGCUUUCCGCUUGCCUGGAUGGGGAUAUGAGAGUGUGCAGAAACUAGCUUACUGCACAAUAAUGGUUCAGUUUUGGCAAAAAAUUCCCACAUCGCAGUGGGUUGGACUAGAUGAUCAUUGUGGUCUCUUCCAACUCUACAGUCGUAUGAAUGUAUAAAUCUAUGAAUUUACCGUAUUUUUUGCUCUGUAAGACUCACUUUUUCCCUCCUAAAAAGUAAGGGGAAAUGUGUGUGCGUCUUAUGGAGCGAAUGCAGGCUGCGCAGCUAUCCCAGAAGCCAGAACAGCAAGAGGGGUCGCUGCUUUCGCUGUGCAGCAAUCUCUCUUGCUGUUCUGGCUUCGGGGAUUCAGAAUAUUUUUUUUCUUGUUUUCCUCCUCCAAAAACUAGGUGUGUCUUGUGGUCUGGUGCGUCUUAUAGAGCGAAAAAUACAGUACAUUUGUUGCUCAGCCCACUUUAAAAAAACAAUUUAUUUGAUUUUUCAACUUAAAAUUUGCAGAGACAAAGCAAACAUAAAUCAUAAAGCAAGAUUCCAAAGAAUCUCCAGGACUUCCAUCUUCCCCUAUGUGGGUCCUAUUAUUAAUCAGUUCCUCCCGCAUCUUUUAUGACAAUCCAAACCCUUUACUUCUUCCUUUAUGCUCAGAAUCAACCUUAAACUACAAGUGAUAUUCCAAUCCUACUAACGAUUUUAACUGUUCACAGUAGUCUUUAAGAUAACUUAUAAAUUUCCCCAUCCCUUGUUAAAAUUUUGGUCUUCCUGAUUUCUGACUCUUCCAGUCAUUUUAGCCAUUUCAGCAUAGUCCAUCAACUUCAUUUGCCAUUCUUCUCUGGUAGGAACUUUACAUUAUUUCCAUCUUUCGGACCAGUAACAUCUGUGCAGCCCGUGGUCGCAUACAUAAAUAGUCUUUUCUGCUCCUUUGGGAUUUUGGUAUCUAAGUCCACUUUGGCCUCUGGCCAUGGUCAACCACAAGCAUGUCUUCCAUCACCCCUCCAAGUCAUUGCAAACAUCCAAAGGACCUAUUGAAAAUGUGUGCAGGGAUAUUUCUCCCUGGAGAUCUGGUGUAAGAGAGUCCUUGAACUGCUGCCUGACUGGAGUGAGUCUGCUGCUUCCCUCUCCUUAAAAGAGGAUGGGACAAAUUUAUGGAGGACACGGCUAUUGAUGGCUACUUGCCAUGAUGGCUGUGCUCUGAAUGCUUCUGAAUAGCAGUUUCUGGAAAUAUAAUAAUAAUAAUAAUAAUAAUAAUAAUAAUAAUAAUAAUAAUUUAUUUAUACCCCGCCCAUCUGGCUGAGUUUCCCCAGCCACUCUGGGUGGCUCCCAAUUGAGUGUUAACAGAGUAUUAAAAUACAAUAGUCUAUUAAACAUUAAAAGCUUCCCUAAACAGGGCUGCCUUCAGAUGUCUUCUAAAAGUAUGGUAGUUGUUUAUUUCCUUGACAUCUGAUGGGAGGGUGUUCCACAGGGCGGGCGCCACUACCGAGAAGGCCCUCUGCCUGGUUCCCGGUAACCUCACUUCUCGCAAUGAGGGAACCGCCAGAAGGCCCUCGGCGAUGGAUCUCAGUGUCCGGGCAGAAUGAUGAGGGUGGAGGCGCUCCUUCAGGUAUACUGGACUGAGGCCGUUUAGGGCUUAAAAGCUCAGCACCAACACUUUGAAUUGUGCUCGGAAACAUACUGGGAGCCAGUGUAGGUCUUUCAAGACCGGUGUUAUGUGGUCUCGGCGGCUGCUCCCAGUCACCAGUCUAGCUGCUGCAUUCUGGAUUAAUUGCAGUUUCCGGGUCACCUUCAAAGGUAGCCCCACAUAGAGCGCAUUGCAGUAGUCCAAGCGGGAGAUAACUAGAGCAUGCACCACUCUGGCAAAACAAUCCACGGGCAGACAGGGUCUCAGCCUGUGUAUUAGAUGGAGCUGGUAGACAGCUGCCCUGGACACAGAAUUGAGGUUCUGCUUUCUGGCUUCCAAUGGGCCACUGUCAGAAAAGGAUACUGGACGAAGAUGAGCCUCUGGCCUGAUCCAGCAGCCUCUUCUUAUGUUCUGCUCAUUUUGUAUGAUAAAGCGGCUAUAACAUGAAUGCUAGAAGCUUCAGGCAAGAGAGGGGAGAUUUGCGCUUUCCCUGCCUUCCACUUUUUCAAUUGCAACGCUCCUCUAGCUGACCUCACCACCAGCCUCUUGGGGAGGGUGACAAACACACACACACACCAAGCUUUGCCGAAAGAAAGAAAACGCAUCACCCCAGAUAAAGACAUAUAUUUGCACAAAAUGAUCAUUAGCAAAUGCAAAUUUAGAAAUACCCCUGGUCCUGCUAGCUAGGGUUGAUAGGAAGUGCAGUCCAACGACAGCUGGGGACCCAAGAUGGAGAAACACUGAAAACGGAAUUAGAUUGUGGGCAUGUCACCAGCUAUAAUAAUAAUAAUAAUUUAUUAUUUAUACUCCGCCCAUCUGGCUGGGUUUCCCCAGCCACUCUGGGCGGCUUCCAACACAAUAUUAAAAUACAGUAAUGCAUCAAACAUUAAAAGCUUCCCUAAACAGGGCUACCCUCAGAUGUCUUCUAAAUGUCAGGUAGUUGUUUUUCUCUUUGACAUCUGGUGGGAGGGCGUUCCACAGGGCGGGUGCCACUACCGAGAAGGCCCUCUGUCUGGUUCCCUGUAGCCUCACUUCUCACAAUGAGGGAACCGCCAGAAGGCCCUCAACGCUGGACUUCAGUGUCCGGGCAGAAUGAUGGGGGUGGAGACGCUCCUUCAGAUAUACUGGACUAAGGCCGUUUAGGGCUUGAAAGAUCAGCACCAAUGCUUUGAAUUGUGCUCGGAAAUGUACUGGGAGCCAGUGUAGGUCUUUCAAGACCAGUGUUAUGUGGUCUUGGUGGCCGCUCCCAGUCACCAGUCUAGCUGCUGCAUUCUGGAUUAGUUGUAGUUUCACCUUCAAAGGUAGCCCCACAUAGAGCGCAUUGCAGUAGCUACAGGGGGCUGAGGGGUCUUGGGAUCCCCUCAAUAUCUGGGGGCAAGGAGCCAGGUCUCCUGAACGUUGAGGGGGUGGAGGAGGUCAGGUCUCCUCCCAACGACUGGCUUUCCAAUGUGGGAAGAUUAAAAGUGCACUGUGUUCCUCAGCAAGAACGCGCCGGGGGGCUGGAUCUUCAGCACUCUGACUCUGCCUUCUAAGGAACCCCAAGUGCCUUUCCUGUGCCCCCUACCUUGAGAGAGAGGGAGAGAUAAAGAGAAGGGGUUUUUUUAGAAGCUAGGUAGCUUCAAAGAACAAGCCCUUCAGCCCAGACCUAUCCAAAUUGCACAACCACAAGGAAGUCGCCAAAAAAAGAACCGGCAGGCAGGCAGGCGUCAAGGUGAGGUGAGUGGCAGGGCGAUUUAACUCCCCAGGGAGUUUUCAGAGCACAGGAAUCCUGCUUAAGCACUCCUUCAAGUGCAAAAGAAAACCAAGGUGUGUACAUGUGAGGUCAGCCGAAGUCAUUCCCAAGGGCCCCACCCGUGAAAUCUGUGUAGUCAGGUUUCAAGUACGAAAAGAGCUGAGGUUGCUUCUCCCGGGCACACAAUCCAGUAAUCGGGGUGAAUGGGAGACCCCAAAUCUAGCAGGGAGGAGGACCUGGGGUGACCUUCAGUUUUUAUUUGUACAGCCUCUGCACAAAUGGGGGGCGUUUGAACUUGAAGAGCUCCUGAGUGGGGCUAAAGAACACAACACGGUUGAUCUCUCUUCAUUUGUAAUAAUAAUAAUAAUAAUAAUAAUAAUAAUAAUAAUAAUUUAUUAUUUGUACCCCGCCCAUCUGGCUGGGUUUCCCCAGCCACUCUGGGCGGCUUCCAACAAAGAUUAAAAAUACAUUAAAAUGUCACACAUUAAAAACUUCCCUGAACAGGGCUGCCUUCAGGUGUCUUCUAAAAGUCAGGUAGUUGCUUUUCUCUUUGACAUCUGCUGGAAGGGUGUUCCACAGGGCGGGUGCCACUACCAAGAAGGCCCUCUGCCUGGUUCCCUGUAGCUUCGCUUCUCACAGUGAGGGAACCGCCAGAAGGCCCUCGGUGCUGGACCUCAGUGUCCGGGCAGAACGAUGGGGGUGGAGACGCUCCUUCAGGUAUACUGGGCCAAGGCCGUUUGUACCCAAAUAAAGGCCUAAAUGGGGGUGAAGGGAGAGACCUGUUGGGUCCCUGGAUCAGAUCAGAUUCUGUCUCUAUCAUCUUGUUUGCCACAAUGGCCAAACAGGAGCUUCUGGGAAAACCAAGAAGGAGGCUUUGAUUUAUUUGUUUGCCGUUAUGAGCCUUACAGAAUUACAGUCCCCCCAAUAUUAAAAUCUGUGGUACGGAUGUGUCUGUAGAGGCUUGAGACUUCCUCUCUGGGCAGAACCCGAGGAAAAACCUAAAGGGGAAGCAGUUUGGGAUGGUCAGCGCUUUGAGCUCAGCGCCACGUUUCACUUCUUCAUGUCACAAAAUGCAUCUGCCGCUCGAUGGCGAAAAGAACCUCGAAGCGGUUUGCAAGCUCGCAUCUCUGUGCAGAUCAAACCAAGCAUUGCAAAGGCAGGAGCGCCCGCUCAGACGACCUUUGUUCUAAGGAGCCCAGGCCAUAGCUGUCAACUUACAGAUUUGAAAAUAAGGGACCAGCAGCCUCGGAAAUUAGGGAUCAGCAGCCAAAAUAAGGGAUUUUAGUCAACCAGCUGAAAUACGAAGCUAAAAGGGAGCAGAUAAUUUGGGAGAGCAGCGCCGGUUUUUAGCCCUUCGUUUCCAGAGGUUGCUGCUCAAGACACCAGCCGAUGAAACACUGCAAUUAAAUAACUACAAGCAGCAACCACUUUUUGCGCAAAACGAAGUCCAAGCUAUGAAGAUGCUGUUGCAGUUCUGUAUCUUUUCUCUCGUGCUCCAUCUGCAGCUCUCAGUUCCAUCAGGCGGGGCGGGAGGAAGGGGGGGGGGAAAUAGCGCCCGAAGUAAACCUGCAGAUCAGACCAUCUAUGCUAGUCUACCACUACAAAUCUAUGGGAGAAGCGCUUGUGGUCCUUCCUCCGCUUUCCCCCUCUAUGGUUAGCCCUUAGAACACCUGCCUGCGCCUCCGCCUCCUUCUCCUCUCUCUGAACUGCUUUCUCUAUGGUUGCCCUCGCUCUCCUCUCAAGGCUCCGCAGUCCUGGCGGGAAGGGGCUCCCGGGGGCCGAGGCUGGUGAGAGGAGGCCGGGGGGGGGGGGCGGGCAGCCAAGCAACACAGUUGGAGCCUUCCUCCUCCCUGGCUGGCAGGGAGGAAGGGAGAGGAGCUUCUUCCUUUGAAACCCGGGAAAUUUAAGGGACAUCAUCAAUAAGGGACAGCAGCGGGACACGGCGCUGGGAUAAGGGACUUUCCCACCAAAUAAGGGACACUUGACAGCUAUGGCCCAGACCCUGAGGGCAUGUGCUGGGACCAUGGAGGUUUCUCCGCACUUGGAAGGCAGGGUCUGCGUGUCACGGCAUGAUUCUCCCUUUUCCCUCACUGUAGCCCUGGGCCAAAACAUCACGGAGCCGAGAACAGUGCUCCAUUGCUUCAAAUGCGACUUCGACCAACCCUGCUCAGAGGCGAGUGUGACCUGCAAUGAAGGCGAGAGCUGCAGUACCAUCAGAGGGCAUUCAGGUUGGUGCCACUGUCCCAGGGAUGGGCUUCCCUCCCUCCAGCCUCCAGUCAGGAAGUUGUGUGCAGCCAUGGCCUGCCCGGAGGUGGCGUGGGGCUUCAUGGGUACCCUGCAGGCCGGACCGAGUGUCUACUCCAGUCGGCAGGCUGGCAGGAGGCAGGCGAGAGGCAUGGCCACCGCCCAGGCAUGUCCUGGCAGGCCCUCUCCCCGGUUCCUUGCCCUUCCCUGCCUGCUGCCGGGGGUCUCUGGGUCCCAGAGUCUGGCCUGGCCUUGCUGUCCCUGGCAGGAGCCAGCAACAGCGGAGGUGCUUGCUUUUUCGCUCAGCAUGCUGCUAUCCCCACACAGUUGCGGAAGCAGAUCAGGCCCAUGGUGAAUGGGCAAGGAUGGAGGGAGGCGGGCAAGGGGCGAUCCCAGUGCAGCCUCUCUGCGGGCAUCGGGGGAAUUCACCCGUCACUGGCCGCAUUGGCCGAUUGAACUCUGCCGUGUGUGGGCGGGCAUUUAAGCAGCGCUGUGCAGCCCCACCUGGCUCCAGAGGAGGGAUCGCUUCAGCAGUGUCUGUGGUUUGCCUGCCCCGGGCGCUGGCAGUCCACGCUAUGCCACUGUGUUCCCUAAUAACUACCAUACAGUAUAUAUACUGCCUCUGCUUCUGGAGGUCAUAGAGAGAGAGCUGUCAUGUGUCUAAAUCCCCCUUUCCAAGCCAGCCUCUGUGAAAUCCCUUUUUAAAGAUGGGGAUUAGGCGAGACCUGUGCUUGCAUUCUGGGUGCAGUGCAAUGAUCUCAUUCCCCCUCGGGCUUCGUCUCUUAUGGCAACAUUUCUGGCUUAGCAUGCCUACGCUCUCCCAUUAAAAUCAGGAGUAUCUAUCAGCCCCGGUACGUCCUGCCGAUUCUCAACCUCUGUAGGAACAUAUGUACAGUGGAACCUCGGGUUAAGUACUUAAUUCAUUCUGGAGGUCUGUUCUUAACCUGAAACUGUUCUUAACCUGAAGCACCACUUUAGCUAAUGGGGACUCCUGCUGCUGCCGUGCUGCCGGAGCAUGAUUUCUGUUCUCAUCCUGAAGCACUAUUUCUGGGUUAGCGGAGUCUGUAACCUGAAGUGUAUGUAACCUGAAGCGUAUGUAACCCGAGGUACCACUGUACUGUGUUAUAUUGAGUUGGACAACUGGUCCAUCUAGCUCAGCACUGUCUAAACGGACCGGCACCAGCUUUCUGGGAUUUCGGGCAGAACUCUCCCCCAGCCCUACCUGGAGACGCCGGGGAUUGAACCCGGAGCCUUCCACUUGCAAGGCAGACCCUCAGCCGCUGAGCUGCGGCCCUUGUAACUUUGCACCCGCUUGCUCCUUGCAGAUUAUAAAGUCCACGAAUCCAUCUACGGGAAGGGCUGCGUCUCUGUCAGGAAGUGCAAUGGCUUAGACAGAAUCAGCUACUCCAACAACCCUUUCCGCGUCACCUACUCCUGCUGCAACACCGACUACUGCAACGGCGGCUACUCCGGGGCACCCCGCCUCCCCUUGGUCUGCGUGGCCACCAUCCUGACCAUGCUGCUUGCCUACCUCUUGUGAGACCCAGAACAUGCCCGCCCUGUAAGGAAACUUACCCGCUCCCCACAGUGACCAUCUCCCCUUGCUCAUGUCUCCUUCCGUCUCCAAAACAGCCAAGGCCCUGUUUCUCAUAAUGGACACAAUUUUGUAUCUACAAUGUCACUCCCGGUUUAUAUUUCUGUCUUUACCUUCUGGCCCACAAAUUAGCCCUCUAAACAAACCAAUUUGUUUAUUAUCUCCAUACCAGAAGUGAUCUGUCAAGUUUCCUACAGAUGCAGGAAACUGCUGCUCAUCUGCCCCACUUCUGUCUCCAGUGACUGGCCGUGGCUCCGUAGAGCUUCUGACAGCAGGUCCCUAUCGUAUUUAUUUUAUUUAUUGACAAGAGAUAAAAGCCGCUUCACGACCAGUUAUAACACGAUGAGUUAUGGCCGCUUCCCAAACAUUGCCAUGGCAGUGUGUUGGUUGGGUGGCGCCCCCUGGUGUGCGGUUCCUGAAGUGCUGCAAAUCACACAAGUGUCCGUCCGUCCUUUUGUCUGGGAUUUGCGAGCUACUUUUGCCCAUACAAAAGAUUUUGGGGAAACUUCUUAGAACCUCACAAGGUGAUCAGAUUUCAUGACAUAGCACAGUAGUUAAGGCUGCAAUCCCAGGCAUGCCUUCUUGAAAGCAAACCCCAUUCAAUUCAUUGGGACUUUCUUUCGAAUAAACAUGUGUUGGAUCAGGCUGAAAGCGCAUGAGCCCCAGGCCGUAAAACUUUCUGGUUCAAAUGUGGCUUCAGCUAGGAACGCAGAAUGAGGAACUCGGAAUAACCAGGUCCCUAUUCUCUAGCACUCUCUGACUGGCACCAUCUCCAGGGGCCCCCAGGGGCCCCCAGGGGCUUGGGCACCCACACUUUUUUUGCUGUGGGUGCCAGGCCUCCACCCCCUGCCAUGACUGCUGCCUCUGUGGCCGCCUCUGUGCACCACCUGCCAUGGCGGUGACAGGGCCUGAGCACUAGAGGUAAGGCAGUAGGUGGUUGUGAGAGAUGGCACGUGGAGGCAGAGGCCCCGAUCCAGUCACUGCCGCAGCACCAGAACACGUGCACUGUGCUAUCAUGACAGCAUGGCACAGUGCACGUGUUCCGGCCUCACGUCACAUCACAACCUCAUUAUGGCACUGCAGGGCGCACGCCAACAUUGGACAGCCACAAUGUGGGGCCCAAUGUCGGUGCCCCUGCUAAAUGGCAACAUGGAAAUGAUAAUAACACCGACCUCCUUCACAGGGGGUACUGCUCUUUGAACCUCUGAAAAUGGAAGUGUUUAAAGAGCAGUCGGGGCUGUUUGCAAAAGGGCUUUCAAACAGCCUCACACCUGAGCUUUGACUGUGUGUUCCUGUUCCCAGCAGAAGAACAGGAAUGUCUCACCAAACCUAACCCCCACUGGUCGGUUGAUGAGCAGGGACUAAAUCCUGCUCAGUUUGACUGCACCUACAAGUGCUCAGCUGUGAAACCGGUCCGUGCAGUCAACGCAGGAUCAAACCAUGUCCCAUCAGCUGGCGUCACCCCCUCAUUGGAGGGGAAGGUAGGCAUGGUUUCCUUAAAAUAGCCUCAUGGGCCAAAUUCCCCUCCCUAACAGGCCAGGACUGGCCCAUGAACUGGAGGUUACCCACCCCUGGUUUAAACACAGACUACUUCAUAGCCUAUAUUGCAGGCUCUCACCAGCACAACCAUGCAAGGGAGAUCUUUAUCCUUCCCAGAUUGCAACCCUGCACAAGCUCUUAGACAUGUCUGGAGCUUUCAAGAAAGAAAACCUUUCUCAAAAUUGUUGUGCAUAUGUCUGCACCACUAGCCUUCAAAAAUACCAUUAUUAUAAUACUGUAGAAACAACGUCUCUUAUGAACAGAGUGCUGGUGCACUAAAAAGACCAUGUAUGUUUCUGUUUGUCUAUCUACAAUUCCCAAUUAAAACAUUAAAAAUGUUCCUUG